AUGAGCCUCGCGGAGAGCCGAGCCCCCCGGAAAACGGCGGGAAACCGCAUGUCCGGCCUGCUCAGCGCGGAGGAAGAGGACGACUUCUACAAAACCACGUACGGCGGGUUCAACGAGGUGAGAGCGCCACUCCCAUCACUCCCAGCCAGCCAGCUCCCUAUCACUGCCAGCCAACCCCAUCACUCCCAGCCAGCCAGGGUGUGCUGACUGUGAUAGGAGAUAUGGAGUGACAGCGAGUCCAGCUUUAAUUAUUAUCAUUGUUAUUAUUAUCAUUAUUAUUAUUACUGCCGCCAUUUAUAAAGAGCCCCCAUGCAGAGAGUAGGCCCAUGAGCUUACAAUCUAAAGUAAACAUGUCAAAGUCCAGCAAGGUCCAAAUAAACAAGGUUUAACUUUACCUGCGCCGCAAAAGAAAAAACCCACGUACAUUUUCCCUGCCUCUACUAAUCCCCAGCCCCCGUCUACUAAAUCGUAGUCCCCCAUAUCUACUGUAUCCCUGCCUCUGUUUAAAAAAACAACAAAAAACUGCCAACAAGCCGUGUCCAGAGUCCUGCCGCUGGCAUACCCCCAAUGGCCCCAUCCGCACCUUAAAAAAAGCGGAUCCUCCCGUUAUUUCUUGAAACCCACACAGUCACAUCAUACACCUAUACAGACAGCCAUACACACACACAUACAGACAGCCAUACACACACACCGACAUCCAUACACACACACAUACAGACAGCCAUACACACACACCGACAUCCAUACACACACACAUACAGACAGCCAUACACACACACCGACAUCCAUACACCUAUACAGACAGCCAUACACACACACAUACAGACAGCCAUUCACCUAUACAUACAGACAGCCAUUCACCUAUACAUACAGACAGCCAUACACACACACCGACAUCCAUACACCUAUACAGACAGCCAUUCACCUAUACAUACAGACAGCCAUACACACACACCGACAUCCAUACACCUAUACAGACAGCCAUUCACCUAUACAUACAGACAGCCAUACACACACACCGACAUCCAUACACCUAUACAGACAGCCAUUCACCUAUACAUACAAACAGCCAUACACACACACCGACAUCCAUACACCUAUACAGACAGCCAUUCACCUAUACAUACAGACAGCCAUACACACACACCGACAUCCAUACACCUAUACAGACAGCCAUUCACCUAUACAUACAGACAGCCAUACACACACACCGACAUCCAUACACCUAUACAGACAGCCAUUCACCUAUACAUACAGACAGCCAUACACACACACCGACAUCCACACACCGACAUCCAUUCACCUAUACAUACAGACAGCCAUACACACACCAACAUCCACACACCUAUACAGACAGCCAUACACCUAUACACACAGCUAUACACACACACACAUACUGGGUUGGUUUCUUAUCUGGGGUCUAGUGGGGCUGCUGGACAGGCAGGGGGGCAGACAGGCAGUGAGGGAGCACUGAGUGUAAUCUCCCCCUGCUCAGCUCCUUCGCGUGCCGCAGUGACGUCAUAUUCCGGCUCCCGACAUCACUGCGGGGAGCUGAGCAGGGAGAGCUUACACUCAGCGCUCCCUCGCCGUGGGCUGCAUAAAUAUUAGUUGUGGGCCGCAAGUUUGACAUGGCUGGUCUAAAGGAUAUACAGCCCUUGGGGGGCCGCACGCAGUCCAAUCUCCAUGAGAAACCUGUGACGACUGAUUGCCAACUUGAAGCGCAUGCGCGUAUGAUCUGGGCGGACGAGGGAGUGGGGGAAGUGGACAGAGGGGAAAUAAAGACUUCGAGCAGUGGAGGGAUGUGGGAGAUCUAGCUUACACUUGCAGGCGCUCUGCCUACAAAGAGAAGAUUUUUAUUGUGUCGGGAGCGUGCAGUGCGCGCUGAUGACAGAUGUUACAUAUGCACAUAAUUGACAUUAGACAACCUGGAACGAAGGCUGACAAUAUCGUGUGCUGCAGGUGCAACUAGCCCCCAGCAAACAAUCUUAAAAUAUCUCUGUAUGUGCAGUGUUUCAAGCAGAAACACUGCACAUAUAUAUACCGUUACCACCUUGAUCUCUUCAAAUCACUGAAGUGGUCAUGGUGGUUAGAGUAACCCUUUAAUACAUUGUGCUUAAAGGGGCUCUGUAGACACCCAGACCAAUUUAGUUCAUUUUUAUAAACUGCAAUAAUUACCUUGCAGGGUUAAGUCCUCCUCUAGCGGCUGUUUUCUUGGCACUAUAGUUUCCCUUUAAGGGGUAUCUCAUAGGGAUCGGCUGAUAAUGAUUUUUUAGAGCCGAUACCGAUAAUCUGUUAACUUUCAGGCCGAUAGCCGAUAACUUGCUGAUAUUCUGUACAUUUUGAAAAAAUAAACUAUUUCUAAAGGUAAAUGCACAAUAUAUAGAUGCCAGAUGUAGUGGAUGCAGUGUGUAUUUGUGUAGUGUGUGUAUAUAAUUAAUGUAGUGAGUGUGUAGUGUGUGUAUAAUGAAUGCAGAGUGUGUGUGUGUGUGUUUAUGUAGUGUGCGUAAAGUGAAUGUAGUGUGUGUAUAUAAUGCAGAGUGUGCGUAGUGAGUGUAUAUAAAAGGCAGUGUGUUUGUGUAGUGUGUGUAUAUAAAAUGCAGUAUGUUUGUGUAGUGUGUGUAUAUAAUGCAGAGUGUGCGUAGUGAGUGUAUAUAAAAUGCAGUGUGUUUGUGUAGUGUGUGUAUAUAAAAUGCAGUGUGUUUGUGUGGUGUGUAUAUAAUGCAGAGUGUGUGUAUAAUGCAGUGUUUGUGUAGUGUGUGUAUAUAAUGCAGUGUUUGUGUAGUGUGUGCAUCUGAAGGGAUGCAAUUUGUGUAAAAUGGGGGGGCAUUUUUUAUUUUAAUUUUUAAUAUUUGUUUUAUUUUUAAUAAUUAUAUGUAUUAUUUUAUUUAUUUUUUGUCCCCCCUCCCUGCUUGUUAUCUGGCCAGGGAGGGGGGCUAUUGCAAUCCCUGGUGGUCCAGUAAUGUAAGUUUAACUUCUGACUUGCAACCUGCAGUGGAUUAUUGUUCCCAAGAUGCUGAGCCAGCCAUUUGUUCCUGCAGUGCUCAGUGGCUGAGCGUUGCUAGAAUUUUAAGCCACUAUAGCUGGACAGCAGGAUGGGUGGCUGUCACUGGUCAAUUAACAUACUAAAAUGACAUCAUGAUAAAAAUUAAAUAAAUUGCAAUAUUAGUGAUUUUUUUUUCCAUUAUACUUACAAUUAUGUAGCAGCUUAUCUUUAUUUUAUUAUAGUUACUUUAGUUUGUUCUAUAAAAUUGCACAAUAUUCUGUAGUUUUUGUACUGAAGUGAAACAAAUGGUUUAUUCACUAAACAGUGACUUGCUUUGAAUUGUAAAAUGAGUACACUGUAAUGUAUAUGUAUUACUAUUUAUCAUGCUAAACAAAUUUGCGUUUAUAAUGUACAGUAACUAGGGGUUUUCUGUUUAUUGUAAGAUGUACUUAUUGUGCAGAGAGGAUUAGUCCUGAUUGUGGCACUCGCUACCAUGCUGCUGAGUAGUGUAAUUCUGUGUGUCCUGUACUGGUGUCUGAUAAGAGAUUAUGCUGGUACAGAACAACUAGACUGCUCACAGAUCCUGUACAUUGAGUGAUUAACACUGACGUGGUGUGGACAUUUUAAUAGCUCCUUCUGCUCCCAGUGUAAAUCUUGCGGUCUAUGUGCCGCGCGGACGGCCACGGGACUCGCGAGAUUUACACUGGGAGCAGAAGGAGCUGCUGGGGAGGUAAGUAACAGCUUGCUCUGUCCCCCCCCAGGACCGCCGGGCUUGUAAUGGGCUCGGCGGUCCUGGGUGGUAUUAUCGGCAAUAUCGGUAUCUAUAUUGGCCGAUACCGAUAUUGCCGAAAAUACAGAAUAUCGGCCGAUAAUAUCGGUAAAACCGAUAAUCGGUCGUUCCCUAGUAUCUCAGGCAUCUAUGGCUCUAAAAAUGUAAGUUAGAAGACAGCUCCAUUUCAUAAAAGCACUUAGCACAGAGGUAAGGUAUUCAGGAAGUGAUAAUUGACAAGUAUUCAAAAUAAAUGACCAAAUUUAGGCCAAAAUGUUGAGUUGAUGUCAGUUUGUGUAUUUUGACCUCCAAGGGUCACUCCAGGCACCAUGACUGUUUAAGUGAUUUAAAGUGUUUGUGGUGCUUGGAAUCUUAAGUACAGUGUUUCACAUACAGAGAUAUCUAAUGAUGCUGCAAGAGGUAUACCUUCACCCUUGGCAGUGUCAUUAGUACAUCAUCAGCCAGUCCGAAACAAGAGUUGCUGGCUUGCCAUUCAUUAGUUGAAAGCACCCAUCUGAUUCUAACAGUCGAUGAAUGACCGGUGGGAUUGGCAUCUAGUUUCUGCAGAAACAAAUGUGCAUCACUGACUUUACUGGUGGUGCAAUAGGGAAGCCAAGCCAUUGCAAAUUGGUUUGCCCCAGUAUCGGGGAACAGCUCAAGGGUACUCAUAGCAUCAUAGCCACUACUUUUUAUGAAUUAGAAAGGAGCAUGAUUCUGUCUUUUGUCCGCUGUUUGUUCAGUAUCUUUCAAUUGAUGUAGAUAGGUUCAUGCUUUAAAGGAACACUCCCACAACUUAAAGGACCACUAUAGUGCCCUGAGGGUGCCCCCACCCACAGGGUCCCCCUCCCACCGGGCUGGAUGGAGAAGAAAGGGGUUAAACGUACCUUUUUUUUUCCAGCGCCAGGCGGGGAGCUCUCCACCUCUGAUCCUCCUCUUCAGCUGAAUGGUCCUCUUCAGCUGAAUGCGCAUGCGCGCGCAUUCAGCCAGUCUCAUAGGAAAGCAUUCAUAAUGCUUUCCUAUGGACGCUGGCGUCUUCUCACUGUGAUUUUCACAGUGAGAAGCACGCAAACACCUCUAGUAGCUGUCAAUGAGACAGGCUUUAGAGGCUGGAUUAACCCAUUUAUAAACAUAGCAGUUUCUCUGAAACUGCUAUGUUUAUUAAAAAAAAAAAAAGGGGGGGGGGUUAAUCCUAGAGGGACCUGGCACCCAGACCACUUCAUUAAGCUGAAGUGGUCUGGGUGCCUAGAGUGGUCCUUUAAGUUCAUUCAAAUUGUUAUAGGGUUAGGAGUGUCUGGACACCUUAUUACCUUCAGGAGUGUACUAGUUUUGUCAGUGUGCACCCACUUAUAGGCUGCCAGCACCCCUACGUAACGAUUUAAGGGGGUAUAUUAAGCUUGUGUUGUUAUUGGGUUGCCUUUAACUGGAUUCAUGCGUGUAGACUUGUCGACCUGCUUUUUGAAUAUUUAAUUGAUUUGAUACGGUCAUGGUUCUUUGAGUCUGUAUGUGCAGUGGUUUAGUUUGAAACCCUGCACACACUAAUGUUCUCAGUAAUGAAUGACUGGUAGGAUAGGCAUCCGACUUCAGCUGAAACAAGAUGAUCUUUACCAUCAUUGCAUACAACCUUUUGUAUACCCCAUUACUGGGAAACUGUAUAAGCUGUAGUGGUUAUGGCACUUUGAGUAACCCUUUAAAGGAACACUAUAGGAUCAGGAACACAAACAUAUAUUCCUGACCUUAAAGUGUUAAAACCACCAUCUAGCCCUGCUGGCCCCUCCUUGCCUCCCUAAAUAUAGUAAAAUCUUACUUUUAUUCAAGUCUGCAGCUGCUGCUUCUUCCCCUGAUCUGCCUGCCUAGCUUACAUUAUCAGAAGUGAUUCUCUGAGCCAAUCACAGUGCUGUCCCAUAGGUUUGGCUGGGACUGUCAAGGAGGCACAUCAGGGGCAAAGCUAAACACAGCCCUGGCCAAUCAGCAUCUCCACAUAUAGAUGAAUUGGAUCAAUGCAUCUCCAUGAGGAAAGUUCAGUGUCUGCAUGCAGAGGGUGGAGACACAGUAUGCAGCACUGCCCCAGGAAGCACCUCUAGCAGCCAACUGGGGAGUGGCCAGUGAAGUUAUACCUAGGCUGUAAUGUAAACACUGCAUUUUCUCUGUAAAGACAGUGUUUACUGCAAAAGGCCUGAAGGUAAUGAUUAUACUCACCAGAACAAAUACAAUAAGCUGUAGUUGUUCUGGUGACUAUAGUGUCCCUUUAAGGAUGGAACAAGUGUGAUAAAGUGAGAUCCCAGGGAUCAGGCCUUGUUGUGUGUUAGUGAGGACACUUGAUCUUAAGUCUUUGUUGAAGGAGGGUCAGUAGACCAUAAUAAGUACAAAUACUUCCCUAAGACUACUCAGAUUGUUUUUUUUUUUUGUGUGUGUGUGACACAUUUCCUUUACAUACAGUGCUUACGCUGCAGCCAGGAAUUCUGGGAAGAGACUCGCAAAUAAUUUUGUUGGUAAAUCAGUCAUCGGUGCAUUGUUUAUGUAUGUGUGUGUGUGUAUGUAUAUGUGUAUGUAUGUAUGUAUAUAUAUAUAUAUAUAUAUACAUAUAUAUAUAUAUAUAAUGGCUAUUUAUUAACUAAAACAGACACCCUCUAAAAUGAUCAAUGUAUGUUUUUCUGGUGACCAGGAAUCAGGUGAUGAUGAAUACAAUGAAGAUCGCUCUGCCAGUGAGGACGAGGUGGAUUCAGAUUUUGAUAUUGAUGAAGGAGAUGAACCGACCAGUGACCAUGAAGAAGACGAGCCUAAGAGAAAGCGGAGAGUGGUGACUAAAGCUUACAAGGUGAGACCUCAUCGACUGCGUUACCCUACUGGUUUAUCCAGGAUAAAGAAAUAGCUGUUUUAUUCAUUUCACCACAUCACAUACUUUAAGAUCUCCAGAUUCUAAAGCGGGGUCUUAGAAUUUUGUUAAAGUGACAUGGCAGCUUUUAUAUGGUCACUGGAUGGGAGGUACUCUUAAAUGAACCUCCCUGUUGAUAGAUCUCAGCAGUAAUUGGUUGAUGUAGUAUUGCAUUAUUUUUCUCCACACCAAGUCUUACUAACUUGACUAUAAUAAAUCAGUGUCUUAUACCCUUGAACAAUGAUCCUUGCUCUGUUAUAGAAGGACUUCUGAUUGUCAAGCACAUGCCAAGAUGUAAUUUAUGUUAAAGGAUUAGGGCAGACGUAUAAGUGCAUUUGUAGGAGUGAGAUUCUCCAUUGGGGUAGAUAAUUAAAGCUUGGAUAGGUAACUGCUAGAGAGCUGGCAUGGGGAAGGCUAAACUCAAUAACAAAGCUUCUCAGUUUUAGCCACCAAUCCUCCAAGCGAGGUAACAAAAGGUAUGUCUGGUUCAGCUGUGCACUGUGGCCUAAAAAAUAGCCAGAAUGUUCAUUACUUUAGACAGGCUUAUAUCACCAUCGCAGUUUCUAUUUUUGAAGACUGUGAUUAACCUAACAUUAAAGGACCACUAUAGUGCCAGGAAAACAUACUCGUUUUCCUGGCACUAUAGUGCCCUGAGGGUGCCCCCACCCUCAGGGACCCCCUCCCGCCCGGCUCUGGAAGGGGAAAGGGGUAAAAACUUACCUUUUUCCAGCGCUGGGCGGAGAGCUCUCCUCCUCCGAUCCUCCUUCUCUCCUCCCCGUCGGCUGAAUGCGCACGCGCGGCAAGAGCUGCGCGCAUUCAGCCAGUCACAUAGGAAAGCAUUCAUAAUGCUUUCCUAUGGACGCUGGCGUGCUCUCACUGUGAAAAUCACAGUGAGAAGCACGCAAGCGCCUCUAGUGGCUGUCAAUGAGACAGCCACUAGAGGAUUAGGGGGAAAGCUUAACCCAUUCAUAAUUAUAGCAGUUUCUCUGAAACUGCUAUAAUUAUGAAAAAAUGGGUUAACCCUAGAAGGACCUGGCACCCAGACCACUUCAUUAAGCUGAAGUGGUCUGGGUGCCUAGAGUGGUCCUUUAAGUAUUGUUAACGGUUCUGGCUAAAAAUAAAUGGAGACCAUCCAUGUUAGUAAUUGAACAUUUUACUAUUCAUAGGUCUCAAGUUUUUCUCAUCCCAUCUGUGCAAACUAAAUUUCUGAAAAUGGCAUUAUAAUUGCUGUGACUGUAUAUCCUAAAUGUUAAGAUCAGUGAGUCAUUUAAUCCUCCAUAAGAAUUUGGUCAUGUUUGGAAAUUACACUUAUUUUAUAUGUAUAUUAACCAUUUUUGGCUUUUUUUUUUUCUUUUUUUUUUACCCAUAGGAACCAAUUCAGCUCCUUAAACCAAAACCCAAGCCAAAAGCAGAUGCAUCUACCAGCAGCACACAGAAAAGCCGCCAGGAGAAGCCUGCCCCUCAGGAAGCCACAGAAGAUGCCGUGGACAGUAAGUGUUAAAAUAUUGAAUCGUCAUUUGGAAAAGCCUGUAUGAAGUGCAGUCAAAUCAAAUUAUUAAAUGUUAAUUUCCCAGUCCUUUAACGGUUGAAGCGUACAUCACAGUAGCAGGAUCAUAUUCUGGGAUUUUAUGCACUGUCCUGAUUCAGCAAAUCUAAGAAGGACACAGUAGGGAACGGUGAAAGGAAACGUAUAUAACAGCGCUCAUUUAAUACGUUCUCCCUUACAGGUCGUAAGCAGAUGCGCCAGUCCACAACAGAGCACACGCGGCAGACCUUUUUACGUGUCCAAGAACGGCAGGUGCAAUCUCGCAAGAAAAAGGGGCCUCAUCCUGACAGACCAUUGACACAGGAAGAACUGCUCAAAGAGGCUAAAAUCACAGAGGAAAUCAACAUACGCUCACUAGGUAAGCUAGUGAUCAUUAACAGAAAGGCCGGAAUAACACGACUAUAUCUGGGGAAUUGCCACCUUGGGAGUGGUAGAGGAUAAAUGCAACAGCCUUGAAGUGGCAAAGGCUAAAAAUGAUAUAGAAUAGGUAGUAGAUGCCUGGAAUAGCUUUUCACUUGGAGUAGUAAAGGCUAACAAUUACAUAGUGAUAUAGUUCAGCCUUUCACUUAGUUUCUGCUGUUUAUCUAGACAAACGUGAAAACCCCCAUUUGAAGUGAUUUCCUGUUGUGCAACAAAGUAGGGAAAAAAGUUUGUCUCUUUGGGGAGCCUUCAAUGUCUCCACGCACAGCAUGGAGACUGAACAUUGGCCCUGCAAUCUUUGACAGAAUAUGCCCAGUAAGUCCAAGUGACAGCCUCUACAGGCAUUAGGCAGCAAUGUAACCACUGCCCGCUGUUAAGACUUUAGGGACAUGCUGUUUUGCCCGUACCACUACAUUGAGCUGUUGUAGUUCUGGUGCAUAUAGUGUUCUUUAAAAAGCAUCCAGACAUUGACAAUCUGUAGAUAAUCUGAUGAAGCUAUCUAUUUAAGCACACAAUUCCACUGCUUCAUUGCUCUUCCUCUAAGAAACCCUUUUUUUCUGCCAUAGCAAAAUCUUCACGUCAAAAUGGGUGGUCUGUUGUUCAUUGCACAGUCCUGUCAAGGAACAGGUUUUCAAAGAGUUUUGUACCGUCCAUUUAUAUUUUUGUCCUGCUAUUAUAUUCUCCUGUCUGUGUUUGGUUUAGUUGGCUUACCGUCACACGCUGCUUACUGUGUAAACUUUCAGAGGUGAAGAGGAAUAUCCUCUAAAUCUAAACUAUGUUUUGCAACAAAUGUAGAAUAUUGCACAGCCACUUUAUGAUACUCUUGUUUAUCACUAAAUGUGGAUAAACACCUUUGGAUAGAGAAUAGUGUGUUUGCUUAUAAAGAGGUGGGGGCAUCUUAAUUUAAGCACAUGGUUUUGUUUAUCUAUCCUUCCAUUUGCAUAAUGUAGUGUUAUCGUUUCAUAAUCCAUGUUUGCACUGGUAAUACAUUAAUUGACAUAUCUCCCCCUCCUUUUCUUCCUACAUUCCCGGUGGUUUAUCUCUCUGAUCUGAAUACUUUGUUCUCUCCCUAUAGAGAAUUAUGAGCGACUGGAAGCUGACAAAAAGAAGCAGGUGUUUAAGAAAAGACGAUGUGUUGGCCCAACCAUCCGCUAUCACUCCGUAGCAAUGCCACUAAUAACGGACAUAACUGUGAAGGAGGAGAACGUGGAUGUGGAAGGGUAAUUACAGUGUGGUAGAUUAUUAUAAUAUUAUUGUGUCUAUAACAGUCAUUAUUUACUUCUCAUGGUGAGGUUGAAACGGGAUGAGCAUCUGGAAUAGAAGAGAGUUUCUGUAUUCCAUGUAAUUCCUCUAUUAUACCUGUUUAAUUGCCUGUAGUUUGUCUUCAAUAAUGGCUUCAGCACCUUUGAACUUACUAUAUCAAGAGGGUUCUUCUGUCAUUUACUAUAACUGUUUCACUUGUCAUUGGUUUAUGUAUUGUAUUGAAAAACAAUACUCCCUAGGGAGCAUCCAGCAUUUUAAGCCGGGUAUGCCUGAAUCAAUUACUCUUGUUCACCUUUUGUAUUGUGGACUGGUAAACACAUAAAACACUAAUUACUUACAUUUUACUUUAAUGGCUUGUACGGUUAGAAGUACAUCAAACAUACAAUAUAAAGGUAUUUUCUCUGUUACUACAAGUCAUUAUAUUUCUGGUUGGCAAUUAAUUUAUCCCGCAGAGGACAUAUACAAACAGGCUCUCCUCCAGUCCAAAUAUAAAGCAUAUCUUUUGUCUUAGUCUUUUGUUUUGAAUCAUUUAAAGUAUGUUUGACAAGGUGCCACAUUUUAAGUAAAGGAGGUAUAUGAUAUGCACGGCCCUUAGUGGCCCCAGCGGGAGUUCUGCUCCGUGUCCGACAUAAGUUUAUUAAAAUAUCUUAGAAGGUGAUGCGACGUAAAUAGCAUGUAGUAAUUUUUAUGUUGUUGUUUUGUUUAAUACAAGAUUGUGUAUAAUGACAGAUCAUUGCUCCUUCCACAUUCAUUAGACAUAAUGAUAUAGAAAACAAAAACCGUUCUUUAUGCGAUACAUUGUGAAAGAAUAUUUUAAGACUUUUAUAACAUUUAGUCAAGUAACGGAGGACUGCUGCUGGCAGAUAAUUACUUGGGAUAUUUGAUCAAUACUAAAUUGCACCCUUUGCAAUUGUAACCAGGCAAACUACAGAACAAUGAUCUGUAAUGGCCGAUUGCUUCUCUUUACAGACUGAAAAUUCACUAUAAGAUAAUUACUGUCUAAACAAAUAUAGCAAAGCAUGUGUUAUCACUACAAAACUGACAAGCCACAGUAAUUAGUGUAGAGUGGAAUCUGGGAGCUAGAUACUGGGGCUAUUAUGGAAGUCUUUAGGAGAAAUUUGGUUUUGGAAGUGUAGGGGCUUUGCAUGCUAUAUAUAAUUAAGAGUUGAUCCAUGGUUGAAACUUACAGAUUGUGCAAAGGGUUUUACUAGGCAAUUAUGGAAAAUCGAUGACAUUUUCUUUAAAAUGUCAUGAAAGAAAUGAGACCUUAGAAAUUCAGUACAGAUAGCUGAUUUUACACUGUGCUGUCUUUGCAGGCUGGAUCAGGAACAGAUGGGGGACUCCACCCAUAAAACCACCACUUCUUCUAGCAAAUGUUCCCGCACCUUCAUCACUUUCACUGAAGAUGAAACUUUCGACCGUUUCUUCCCCAAAAUCAAGAACGCAAAGUUCCCGGUCAGAGAGAUCUGUCCCGUCACCCACAAACCUGCCCAGUACAGGGAUCCAAUCACAGACAUCCCUUACUACAAUGCCCGUGCCUUCAAAAUCAUCCGGGAAGCUUACAAAAAAUACAUCACUGCCCACGGUCUCCCAAACUCUGCCAUGGCAGCUGCUAUGGGACCUUCAGCAGCAUCGGCCGAUCCUAACCAACGUAACACCAGGCAGAAAAUUAUCAUCAAGCAAGGUGUACAGACAGCGUAAUGGACUGCAUCCCACCAGCUCUCUCUUGCAGUUUGCCUUACAUUUACUCCUCAUUUAGGAAAGAGGCUAAGCAGCAGGAUGCAAGGCAUUUGAUAUUUUUAUAUAUAUAUAUUUUUUUUUGUUUUCUAGUUUUGACUAGCUGAUUUUAUUUAUUUGUCAUCUUGGGAAGGUGGGGGACAACAUUAUUGUUCAGUGAAAGGAUUCGGUGUUCAGUAUCUCAGUGGACAUCUGACUGUUGUGUCUUUAUGGAACUUUAGCAGUUGCUCGGUCCAUUUGAGUUUGAUUCUUUGAAGACCCUUUUGGCUUUCUUUUCUCUCAACCAACCAAUGGGUUGAUAUACUCUACCCAAGCUAUGGACUUGCUCUAGAACAUUUUCGAUAUGUGGCCUCUGUACAUAAGCAACUCAACACAUGGAACUACUCUAGGACCUUCUCAAUCUGUGGAACCACUCCAGAACCUACUCAGUUUGUGGAUUGAUUCCUGCAAAAAGUAUUUUCCCAUGUAAACCAGCUCGAGAUGUGCAUCUCUUCCAGAUUUAUUCUGGUUAGACAUCUCUUCCCUCUUCCAAUAAACAAAUACCAUCUAAAAUACAUAUUGAAUCCAACCUAAUUUCCUGGGGUUUAUCAUGGGGUAGCUAAAUAUUUGCUCAACUAUUGGACUUUUGCAAAUACAUUUAAUCUCCUACUCCUGCUACAAUGGAACUACCCUGUUUAUUCAUGAGGAGGUCACAUUUGGCACUCCUGUAAUAAAUAUCUGCAGUUUAACUUAACAUCCAGGGUAUCUGGAAAUAUGAGCAUUGGUCCGUUGCUUUGAGCCAAACAAUAAAAGCAGUUUACUUCUGUCAAAUGAAGUUCCUAAUUCUGUCUUCUCUUGUCAGUCUGUUUACGUUUUGAUCCAUCACCCUGCUCUGCAUUCUGCAAAUCAGUCACAGGCAGGGGCCAGCUAAACAAACAUUUCAGGAAGUUGUGGUGGAUAGAAACAGGUGUGUUGACCUAUUUUAGACUUAAUGGAUUCACCUCUCUGUCUGUGUUCAGGAAAAGCCUAAGGUUCUGUUGUGCUUGUUGACUCUGCAAAGUGUUUCAGUGCAUAUUCAAUAUAGAGAGAGACAGACCAUUCUUAAGCUUAGAAUCUAUGGAAUCGUAUUCGAUUGAACAGGUGUCAUUCUAAGGAAUGCCUAUUCAGAUGUUCACAGCAGCAAUACUUUCUUUGCACAUGUCCAUCCACUGGGUGGGGGUUGGGUGGUGAAAGAGUCUAGGCUAUGCAUUCUAUUAAAACAAGCAAUUUGCCCCAGCAAUCACUCUGCUGUUUAUACUUUACGUUUUCACAAUUUUUCUUUUAAAACCAGGCUCAAGGAAAUAUUAUAAAUUACACGUCUUUUAAAGGGAAAGAUCAGAGCAACCACUGUAUUAAUUUGGAAAAAUCUAAACAAGUUAAUAUUUUUAAAUGAAACUUGCUUGGCAUACAAAAUGAUUUCCUAAAAAAGUUUUUCAGGCUAAACUGCAGUGGGUCACCCAUUCUACAGACAAUUCAAUUGUAUUUUACAUGAGCUCUACACAACUUCUAACAUGUUAAAAAUAUUUGAAAAUUAACACACAAACGUGAACAGCAUGCCGGGAAUUAUGACAUUUCAUACGAAAGGCACAGAAAUGCAAGGAAUAUAAAUAAGAUUGUCAGUAAAAUAUUGUUGAAAUAACUGAAUCCAUUUAAAAAGCAAAAAGCUGCAACUGCUUGUAGACUUUUUAUGGGCACGCAGAUUCAUGCAAUGAGUUUUGCCUUUCCGUCACGGUCAAUGGGCCAGCUUUAUGAAUAAGCCGAUUCUUGUUUUGGGACUAAGUUGCCCUUUCUGCAUUUUUACAAGUUGGCCAGUAGGUGGCUGCCACUGAGUUGAUCUGAGUACCAGCUGCAGCCAAAUGACAGGCUGAGUCACACCCCUUCUCAGAGUUAUCCCCCUUCCCAGCUUUGACAGACCCUCACAUAGCCUGCAGGAAAGUCACAAGGUAAGCGUGUAUCCUUCCUAUGGAUCUGUGUAAAGUGCUGUUAAAUCUCCCUGGUACAUAGUGUACAGUCAGAUUGUGUACCAGAGCAAAAAGUUCCUUCUUAAUUUCAUUAUAUUUUGUGUGCUUACAGCGUUCUAUAAAUCUACGAAUAAAGUUAUGAUCUAUAAUUAAAUCAUUAAUUUGCAAGGCUUGGCUUUAGAAAACCGUUUUAAAUAAAUCACGCUCCGUUCAUAAAAUAAACAGGUUUUUACUUGCAGUCAUCGAACUGAAGUGAAAAAACAUGAUAUUGAAAGGGUUAACUAUUUUGUGCUAGGUAUGGACCCGUGAUAUAUGUGGUGUUUUUGAUUUCGUUUUUUGUAACUGGUUUUGGAAAAAUAGUUUUUAUUUAUUUAUUUAUUUUCUGUUUGGUUUUUGUUUUUUUCAAAAACAGAAUUAUGUGAAAAUCGGGUUUGUUCUGCAUACAGGUGGUCGGUUAUAUGCCGGUAAUGACCCACUCAGUCACUCCACAAGUAAAUGACUUCCAUAUCGGUUUCGAGGGCUGUGUGUAUGUGCCUAGACUGCUUAGUCCGGCAGGAUUUUGGGGAUCGAAUUCCUUUUUAGUAUGCUGGACGGCAGUGGCUGCUAACAUUAACCCUUUAUGAACAAGUGACAUGCCUGGCAUGUCAUAACAUUUAGGGGUUCACUCUAACCUGUGAUCCAUAACAGUUUAAACCAGGAACAGAAACUGAAUGUCAGAAAUAUAGGAGAUAUAUAUGUACUGAAGAGCUAACAUUAUAAAGAACACAUUAACAUUAUAACUGUUAUCAUUUCUGUUAUCUUUGUUCAUGAUUUUUUUUUAAUGCCCUGUUUGGUAGUGGUGUACAUGCUAGUAUCUACCACACCCCAAUAAUAUGUAAUAUGAACUGUAUACACAUGAAUCAUAUUUUUUAAUCUGGGCUUUUGAUCCAUGUUGACGCUAAAAGGUUGUGAUCUAAUUAUUUCCAUGCUUGCAAUGGGUUCUCUAUGCCCUUUAAACGAUUCGAAAACUACAUUACUGCUUUCUGUUCCUUUACUUACGGAAGACUUUAAUAUCUUAACCGGUAACCCUUUCCAAAGCUGCCGUCUUUUGCCUUAAACACCAGCUGCUCUGUGUGUUUGUUAGCGGGUGUAAAUCCUGAUCUGCUGAACUGGGCAUUAAACGAUCCCCCAGGGAUUGGAAUCGCCACGCAUGCGCCAUUUGUUGUUCGUGAUAUUUUGUUAAUGCAGCACAUGUGUUUAGGGGUCCUAUGGCAGUAUAGACAUUAAAUGUCACACUAUACAAUUAUUAUUCUUAUUGUAUUUGUUUUUUCCUUCUAUGGGGCCAAUAUCUCAAAUUACAAAAGACUGGGGGAGUUUGUGUGUUCUGUGGUGGGAAAUGCAACGUUACUCACUGGUGUGUAGGUUUCUAGUGCAAAUAGGCUCCAGUUUUGAAGAAUUUGUUUUUGUCUUCCUGGUCAAGUUACAGCUGUCAUGUCAUUUUGCUAUUUCUGUCCUCCCUGGUGAGAUGAGAAAUAAAAAUCUCUGCAGAUUUUUUAUUGGAAUACUGUAAAACCUUGUGUCAGUAGCUUUUAGUAAUCUGAAAGCUGGUUCAUUUGGGAAGGGCACAGGAUUCCUGAUUGUUGUCUGGGUGCCAUGGAAUACCCAACAAUUUACACAGUACAAGGACAUGCUUCAUUACAAUACGGUUUAUACACUAUACAGUGACUUGGAAGCCGGAUUGCAGAAUUUAGGACAUAAUCAGCAAUUUGGAAAAACGCUUGAAUUGGGAAUUUUCUCCUCUGCAGCUAUUGUAGCCUCAAUUUUGCCGUUUAGUUUUUUUGUUUACGCCAUUUAUAUUUUAGUGAAUAAACCUUCAGCCUGUUGGCUUCUAAAAAGAAUAAUCUCAUAAAGGUAUGUUUCGUAUCAGUUUAAAAUAUAUUGUUGUGCUCAUUUUGCUACGGGCAUUCCGAACAGAUUAUCUUCCAAGCUUAUGUUCUGCACCCAUUUUCUAAUACGGUUAGAAGUAUCGGUAGCCUAUAUGGGGCCGGACAGGUUUUCUGCUGGAACAGGUAAAAUAAACUUAAAGUGAAUAAAUCAAUUAGACGCUGUAUAAACUAAUCCAUUAUCAAUGCUAUAUUGGCGUUACUUUUUUCUUUUAUGUCAUUUUAGGCGUCACAUACAUGUUAAAACUAUUUUCUGAUGUAAAACAUUUGGUUUUUAAUUGACCAUGGGAGGUUUUUUUUUUUUUUUUGUACUAUGGUAAAUUAAAAGAGAAAAACCCAGUACAACAUGGUGACAUUGGUUGGAACAAAUCUUCAAUGUUUUCUCACAAAAUUUGGCCAACUUGGUUCCCUGUUUAAUAAACCACAUUACUCCCCCCACCCUUGCAUUAUAUAAAAGAUGGUUCCUUAUUGAACCAAGGAGAACUUUUCCUCUUUGUAUGGAUUUUAAAUAUAGGUAAAAUCUAGUUAAUUUUAAUGCACCUUAUACUCGGACUGAUAGCGCUUCCCAUGAAUUGAAUAGCUGUGAGCUAUGAAUUACUUACUCUUUUAAGCCCCUGCCGAUGAGGAGUUCAUGGGAUAUGCCCAUCACACAGAACCACUCGGAAAGCUAGGAUUGACCGAAGGAAGCUGACCCCUGCAAUUUUCACCGCAGGCAGCUGGCAAUCUGGUGGGCUUGACAAACUUGCUCUGAAUUUCGGUGCCAGCUUAAAAAAAGGUUAGGAGCCAGGACAUUUUUGUUUUAAACUAACAAAGCUUUAUUUUCACCAACACAAAUAACAGAUCUUAAAGGGACACUAUUGUCACCAGAACCACUACAGCCUAAUUAAGUGGUUCUAGUGUCUUUAGCCUGUCCCUGCAGGGUUUACAUUGCUACCUAGCAACACCUCUAGGGACAGUCACUCAAACGGCCACCAGAGUUGGUUCCUAGUUGAGUGUUGCACAAUGUGCAGCACCUACGUUCAGCGUCUCCACUCAUGCAGGCACAGAAUGUUCCCUAUAGAGAUGCAUGAGACCAGAGUGGCAUGGGAAAAAGGUGAGUAAACACACAUUUCCUAUGCAAUUGGAGGGGUCACCUAAAUAGUUAGUUUUACACAUUUGUUUUUGUUGUGGCCAUGAAAAUGACUUGUAUCUUACUGCUCUUCUGCUCCCUCACGUGCCGUGUAGUGAUGUUGAAGUGACGUCAUAGCAAGGCGAGCAUAGACAUUACAGUUUCCUCGCCACCACCCGCCUUAUGGGGACCCUAAGGUAGCCAGUGUCGAACACAAGGCAUUAGGACAAAAUUCCUAGUUAACCUGGUGCCUGGGAUUUGUCAAGCCCUGCUUUACCUUGGCUAAUCUUGAAAAUUUGGAUUUUGAAUGGGAAGCAUUUGAGACAAAAUGUCAAAUGUGUUGGUCUGUCAUUAUAACAAAUCUUGAAAUAAAGCUGCAAUAAAGACGUUUACUGUUGUUAAAACCAUAAAUCAUGCUCUCGGGGUCUGCCCAUUUGAGCCAUACAAUAAUAAGACAUUUUUGUUACUUUUGAGAGAGAAACAUGGUUAAUGUCCGUGUUCCCUUUUGACCUGUGAUCAGCUCAUGCUUGUAUUUGUGGUUUUGUUUAUUUUUAGAUCUUGCUUGCAGAUAGGGCUCUGUGGGCCCACCGUAUCGCACGCACAGCAUGUUUGCAUUGUCACAGAUCCGUGAGGUUUCAAUAAAGAUAUUCUACUUUAAAACCCGGUGCUGUAUACCAAAUAUGCCCAGUGCCCAUUAUUCUUCAAAAGGAUUUAAGCCGUAAGAGAUACACAUAGCAAGGCUUAGCACCAGCCAUCAAGCCCAUGUCUCUUCUGACAUCGGAUGACAAUUACAGACCUGGUUUUAUGGAUCUUCUAACUUGAUGAAGCCAUUAACCUUCUGUACUCAAGGACUGAAAAGUAUUUUAUAGAGGCUGUAGUGAAAUCCAUCUGUAUUAUGGAGUAUGUAGAGAACUCGGAGCCUCCGAAUUAAUGGGACCAUCAAUUAAAAACAUAAACCCGAGGGGAUCUUUCUGUAUUUAUUUUUAUACAAACUCCAUUACUUGCUAAUUGCCAGCUCUCCUGAGAAUGUACUUUUUGAUACUGCAAUAUAUUCUGAAUUGCGGCGUAUAAUAGAAUAACCACUCAGCUGCCAACGUAGGCCUCAUUUUAAUUCUUUUGUAUAAGCCUUUCAAAUUAUCACAAUCUGUUAGAAAAAAAAAAAAACAUUUCGAAUGAUUUAUCCACAGAAGUCACCAUUUAGGUCUGUGGGGAUUUUUGUAGAAUAAUCAUUUGAAAGGUUUUUCUAACAGAUUGUGGUUAUUUGGAAAUAUUAUCCAAAAUAAUUAAAAUGAGGCCUCCGUUGGUAUUGCCGAUUGGUUUGUUGAAAUAUGUGUCCUGUUUAUUAAUGGGCUUAUUUUCUAAACUACGAGCUAUGAGGCCAGAAUAGCUAAGGUGGAGACUUUUUUUGGGGGGGGUUCAUAGAGCGAAAGGUGGUCAUCGCAAUUCAGUGCCACCCGUGUACGUUAUCUUGGAACUAUAGGGCGAUGUUGGUGUUUACUUUUUUUAAAUUCACAAGCGUUGGCUUUGCGUUGCCCUGUAAUGGUCCGACUUUACAAAGUCGAGAGGGUUAAAUAGGUCAGAGGAUUUCAGAAUCCAGCGGUGCGGAGUUAAGGGGAUAAUCUCUAACUCUCUCGCUGGCACGUCCAGCUGGGCUUGAUUGUGUUUCAAGAGAUGAUAGUUAAUCAUUCUCAUGUGUAUGAAUUUACACCGUUCCUUACUGACUUACUUUUUUCUCUUUGGAAUUUUAACUCAUCCAUUCGAAUUUUUGUUAUUUUGUUUUUGUUUUUUGUAUUUUUAACUGCUGGAUACUGUGACUUUUGCUGUUCAUGGAGAAGGCAUGUUAUUUAAAAAAAAAUCAAAAAAAAAAUCUGUUAAAGCAGCACUGUCAUGCCGAACUUACCUUUCCUCAAUCUCUUCCUCUUCUCUCCCUCUCUCAGGAUCUGUUCUUCUUUUCUUCCUGUCUUCUUUAGUUUUAUUUAAAAUCAUAAGACAAAGUAGGGACUUUUUGCCUUAUGGAGGUGCAAAGAGUGCUUCAUUUCCGCUGGUCAGAGCAAUUUUCCCAUAAUUCUUACCUUUCACUGUGAUCUCGCGAUGCUUCCUGUCAUUUUAGACGAAACUGCCGAAUUGCGUUCUAACUGAAUGAGAACAGUAUGUUCGUUUUUUUAGAACGCAAUUCGGCACUUUGUUCAUAUCGGGGGUGGGUGGGGGCCCUAAAUAAGGAUAGGGGGGGUGACUACUGUCCUCCCCCCGGUCCCCACCCCUGAGCGGUGGGUGGGGGCCCUGAAUAAGAAUGGUGGGGGGACCUAAUGUCCUCCCCUCUGGCCCCAACCUCUGAGCGGUGGGACCUACUGUCCUCCCCCAGGCCCCACUACUGAGCGGCGGGUGGGGGUCCCCCCCUUAUUGUUUUUUUAGGGCCCCCACCCACCGCUCAAGGGUGGGAGCCGGGGGGGGGAAGGACAGUAGGCCCCCCCUUAUUGUUUUUUAGGGCCCCCACCCAUUGCUCAGGGGAGGAGGACAGUAGGUCCCCCCCACCAUUCUUAUAUAGGGCCACCGCUCAGGGGUGGGGGCCAGGGGGAGGACAGUAGGUCCCCCCCACCAUUCUAAUAUAGGGCCCCCACCCGCCGCGCAGGUGUGGGGGCUGGGGGGGGAAUGAGGACAGUAGCCCCCCCCCCCUUUAUUGUUAUUUAGGCGGGUGGGGGCCGGAUAGUAUAGUGAGUAGGGGCAUUUGGGAGAUUUUAAUCUCCAGUAUGUUAUUAUGGGGGUCAUAUUGACCCGAAUAGAGUGAGGCAGGACAUUGGGGGCUUAGGAAGUGACGGGGAACACAGCUCCCUGCCGCUUCUAUCUUUACAUAUUACAAGGUGGGAGAUGCGUGCCGGUAGAUCUCUCCUUGUAAUAAACAGAACGAACACUGAUACACAGUGUUAGUUUGUUCAUCUGACAAUGCUAUUCAUUCAUUCGGCUUUCUGACGAAUGAAUGAAUAGAUGAAAUUCCCGUUCGCAUGUCGAAGUGUUUAACUGGGCAUGUGCGGGAAUCUCAGUCUGUCUAGUGUGGGCAGAUGACGUGUCCCACGGAGACUUCCUCUACCCACACAAAGAUGGCAGCGCCCUGAAUACAGAUCGGGGCAGAAAAUAAAGAAUAAAAAAUAAGUAAUAUGGAGGGGGUUAGGGGCAUUUGGGGGUGACUAGGGGGUCAGUUAGAUGUAGUGGAGGCGGGGGGGGGGAGAUAAAAAAAAAAAUGGGAUUUGGCCAUGACAGUGCAGCUUUAAUAACAAAUUUUUGUAAAAUAGAAAACAGCUUUACUAUAAUUUACUGGCACUUCAUGUUUCUCUGAAAAAGUAAUAUCAAAUAUCAAGCAAAGAAAAUUACACUUUGCAUAAUGUUUUUGUUUGACAUGCUCACACUACAAUACAAAUCUUCCACUAACACUCCAGGGAUACUUGAAGCAUAGCUGUGGUUAUGCCUCAAUACAGUGGAGGGGAAAAAAGCACAUACUACUGGAGAGAUUAAAAAAUAUAUAUAUAUUGUCCCGCCUCCAUAGCUGAGAUGAAUGAUUUAUGAUCUCAGCUAAGUCAAUGCUUUUCCAUAGGAAAGCAUUGGGAGGAUAUUACACAUAUUGAUAUGGUGUGUUGAGCAGUCAUCCGACACCCGUGCGAGGGUUAUUUCUCUUGUUUGGGUUCAGUCCAUUUGGGGGGCAAGUGCUGUAUCAUGGAGGUGAGACACCCCUCCAGCCCUGGCGCUGUGUAAGAGCUUGUACCUUCUUGCUACGAGCCUGGGAUCCAAGGUCUUCCCUGUCGGGAUGAUGCAGUGGGUCCUGCGGUUGUUCGCUGUGUGUCGUUGCUUAUGUCUUGUGGACCUCCGCAUGUGUGGCCGGUGCCUGUGGGUUGUGUCCCUUGUUGCUCUCAGCCCGCGUGGGCAUCUUUUGUGGAUGGCUGAGGUGGAGGACCGCGUUGCAUCCUUUAGAGGUGCACUUGGUCCCAUUCGGUCGGUAUUGGGGCAGUCAUAGCUUGCUUAAUAUGGGUCAGCAGCUUGGCCCAGAAGCGGUCAAAAAUAUCAAGUGUGUCUCUUACUUUGUUGCUUGGGCCUGGCAGGUCAUGCUGCUGUAUCAGCGUGCCACGUGGAACUGGGCCUGAUGCGUCCUUCAUUUUGUGUCGUCUUCAGGGUCCUCCGAGAGGUAUGGGGUGUGGGUUGCUCAGUCUGGCGGGGACCGGGAUAUCUCCCACCGGUCCACAGCGGGGGGGAAGUGUUUCUUGCUCGCUUGUGGCAGCGGGAGGAAACCGGCUGCCUUUUUUUCCCUCCACCAUCUUCAGUAGGCCUCAAACUGCUGCUGCGGUUCCCGGUCGUUCCAUGAGUCUGGUGUCUACAGGUGCAUGCAGGCUUCCCCAAUUGGUAUUGCUCUGUUAUGAGAGGUUUCCAGCACUGCAGCCCAAGAUAUCGUCGUGGGUAUAGCCCAUGCAGCAGGAGCUCAUCCGAGGCAUGACUUGUCAGCUCACUGGCCUGGCUUUGCCCUCCUUACACAGCCUGUUUAAUUAUAAUUUAUCUCCUGCCAGUGGCUACUGUGAUUAAAGUGCAAUUAACAGAGCAAGAGAUCAAAACAUCUAGAGUAAAAACUCUGUUCUCAGACCUGAUUGAAAAUGAAACCAUUUUGUUUUCAUGCAGGCUGUGUCAGUCACAGGCAGGGGAGGUGUGACUAGAGCUGCAUAAACAGAAACAAAAGUGAUCUAACUUCUAAAUGGCAGAGAAUUUAGCAUUGAGACUGAAUGGGGCAUGAUCUAUACACCAAAACUGCUUCAUUAAGCUAAAGUCAUUUUAGUGCGUAUUUAGUGAGUAUCCUUUUUAUAAUAGCAAAAAUGCUCAAAGUGUUUUUUAUUCAAAAUGGAAAUAAGUGGGAUUCUUCUGCUGACUUUACUGGUUCCCAUGAUGAUUGUUGUUUCCACUUCAUUUUUCUAACUCUCCCGCACUUCACCGCCUGUGCUAAUGCAGGAAUAUAUCUCGGGAUGGUUUUAUUUAAUUGUGUAUCAGAUCGUAGAAUACCGAUAUAUUUAUCAGGUCCUGUGAGAGGUGGCCGAAAAAGGUGACCCUUUAUCAUUUCUCUGUGUUUAACAUAUUGACUGAGAAUAUAAAACUAAUUGAGAUUUUCUGGUAAUAUAAUCGAACACAUGCGGAGGCCGUUGUUCUGUUUUAUUUUACAGAAAUUACUGUGGUUUUCCACGUGGCUGGCUGCUGGUUUCUACAAUUUGUCUUCACCUACAUGCAGCUAAGUACUUUCUCCAUGAUUGCGUUCCCAAAUGUAUAUUCAGGAACAAACUGCUGUUCAUUAAACUAUAUUAGCCAGUAAUAUGGCAGUUGUGCCUAAACCGAAGCCGAACGAGGGCUGUGGUGUACACCUGUCUGCAUUUUUUUUGUUCAUUAGAUCAGUAAUUGUGUUGGGUCAACGAGAGAUAUGCAAAUCGUAGACCAAAAUAGCUGAUUUGGCAGAAUUUUAUUGUUAUAAAACUAAGUUCCUCUGUCCUAAACAUUAACAGGUUAGUGAAUUAAAGGAGCACUGUAGGUUCAGGAACACAUACAUGUAUUCCUGACACUAUACUGUUAAAACCAUCAUCUGACCCCCUCUUGCAUCCCUAAAUAUAAUAUAAUCUUACUUGUAUUCAAGUCUGUAGCUGCUGCCACUGAAACUGCUCCUGCUGACAUCAUCAGAAGUGGUCUGAGCCACUCACAGUGCUUCCCCAUAGGAUUGGCUGAGACUGACAAGGAGGCAGGUCAGAGGCAGAUCAAGCAUGAUUCAAACACAGCCCUGGCCAAUCAGCAUCUCCUCAUAGAGAUGAAUUGAAUCAAUGCAUCUCUAUGAGAAAAGUUCAGUGUCUACAUGCAGAGGAUGGAGACACUGAAUGGCAGUCGCACUGUGCAGCACUGCCCCCAGGAAGCACUUCUAGCAGCCAUCUAAGGAGUGGCCAGUGAAGUUAUCACUAGGCUGUAUUGUAAACACUGCAUUUUCUCUGAAAAGACCGUGUUUACAAGAAAAAGCCUGCAGGGACUGAUUAUACUCACCAGAACAAAGUCAAUAAGCUGUUCUGGUGACUAUAGUGUCCCACCCGUUGUAAGUAGUUAAAUUGUUUUUAGAAGGCUUGACUUCUUACGUAGGGCCAUCGGGUGUAGGUCUGUGUCUCCUCUAAUUGUGACAGCAAGCUGAAAAAUCCUAAGCAGGAGCUUUCAUUAGCUCUCCUGACCUAAGCCCUACGCUCAUCGGCCUCAGAGAGAGAGAGAGCCUCAGCUAAUUGUUCUCAGCCAGUGAGCAAAGUCCUGCACUGCUCUCUGUCGGAAGUAGAGGAGGCAGGGAGCGGAGCCCAGUGGGUGCCAGUUAAGAAGUGAGACCAUCCUAAAAAUUUUGACUACUUAAAUUAUGGGGUGUGCUGGGCAAAUGCGGGCACUAUAUCCACUACAGCAAGUUUUUGUGUUUAAAGUGUUACUUUAAAUCUCUUUAUAUGUUCUUGCAUGCAGGACGCACCACCAGUAAUAUGACAACACAAUAGGUUAAUUCCCAGUGCACUGACAUCUCCAUACAUACAUUCCAUGAUAAUGUGUGCAAAAUGACAAAAAGGAAUAAUCACAGCAACUACAGCUCAUGUGCUUCAGUUGCCAUAAAAGAGGUCUCCAGCUCUCCCCUCACUCAAUCUUUGACAUGUACCCUAUGCUUUUUGCAUUGCCCUGUAUGCUGAGAAAUGGGUACCAUAAUAGGGGGAGAAUUGUUUUUCUAUUUGUUUCUGUUUAGUCUAUGUCUUUGCUAGCACAUUGUAUAGAUAAGUUUUGCAGCAGCAUCCCGGAUACCCUACUACAGAGGUAGGUAACCUUCGGAACACCACAUGUUCAGAACUACAUCUCCCCUGAUGCUUUGCCAGUAUUAUGACUAUAAGAGCCAUAAUGAUGGGAGAUGUAGUCUACAAGAGCCGAAUGUUACCUGCCCCUUCUUUCGAUUGUAAACCUAAAAUUCUGUAUCUACGGAACCUUAACAGUUAAGAAAUGCAACGUGCUUCAUGUGAAGGGUCUGCAGUUGAUACCAGUUUUGCAAGCACAAUAUACAGAUCACACGGAUACCUUCCCGAAGGUGUGUUAGUACGUAUAUUAAUCGCAGGUAAAAAUAAAAUCUUUAUAUUAAAUGCUGAAUUCUUCGGGCACUUCCUUGCAUCUAAUGCAAAUCUGUUGAAUUUUCGCACAUUCUCACAUUGAUUGUCGGGAUAAAAGCAUUGGAGUCAUCCUGCUGAGCGAUAAAUGGUAGAUUUGAUAUUAAUGACCAUUAGUUCUGCUCUGAUAUGUCUAAUUGUUUGUUGCACUGUAACUUAGCUCACACUUGGAGUAAAGCCACGUCCCUACAGCUCUCCUCCAGAGUGGGAAUUAUUACAGAGCUGUAGGACUUUGCUCAGCCUGGCCUUUCUCCCCCCUACCCCUGUUUGAUUGACAGAUGCUGCUGUUCCACCUGACACCUUAUACUUUUGCUCUCUCUGCGCUCCUGCACAGCUCUCCCCUCCUCCCCAGAACAGUGCCAUAAAUCCAUACAGUCCAAUGUAUACCCAGAGAGGUGAAUAUGGGGACAUUCCCCAAAAUAACUGCUACUAGGGCUGCCUGCUCGUAGCUUCAUUCUAAUUUAGGAUCAGGAUCUUGGAGGAAGGAAGGGCACUGUUUAAAACACCAAUAUCCUACUGCUCAGGAGCCAAUGUUAUGGUUACAAAUUAAUAUUCCCCUUGCUCUUAAAGUGACACUCCACUGUACUAAUACAAAUCACUGUUUAGUAAAUAUACCCCAAAAUGAAAGCAUUCAUGCAUCAUGCCUUUAAUUAUGCAUUUUUUCAUUGAUGAUUUAGUUCAAAACAGCUUGAUAAAGCUGCAGACUACUUGUCUGCAGCCUUUGCAAACCUUCCCCUUCUAACCCCACCCAGACUUUCUGUGGCUGUCCAAUCACAGACUUCCUAAUGCAGCUCAAUGGGAGGUCUUUGUAAGACAGAUACUCUGGGUAAUUGUUGCCUCUUGAGUAUAGUACCAUUAAGCUAAACAAACCAGGAAGUUGUCUGACAGGAGGUGGGGUGGGUGGGGAGGUGGGGGGAAGCUUAAGGUUGUUUUAUAAAAGUGUCAGUUUCUAUUAAAAUAUCCUCUUAUUGUAAAAUGAAAUGGCACUCUUUACACAUAAAGCAUUUCAGCAAGCUGAUGUGCUUGAGGUGUCUGGAGUAUCCCUUCAAAACCUUAAACACAUUACCUAUAAAGUUACAGGUCCAGGUUUCUUACAGAAAUUGGGUAGAUAACGUGUAUUUAUAUUAAAAGGGUGUGGUAAACUUCAGAAACGCACCAGAUUAUUGCAGUGGUUAUGGUGCAAUGAGUCAAGCCAUUGUCUCAUGUUGAGACCAUUUAAAAAGGUUUAAUUUCAUUCUACCACUUUACACAUUGACUCUACUCUCCACCUGGCCUAAAAUUAGCAAAUUGUUGCCAUCCUCGACAUACCAUGAGAUGCAUUUAAAGACCCUCCAUCAAGCCUACUUACCUCCGGACAAACAAUUUAGUAUUAAAAUUACACUGCCUUUGCUCUGUCUCCUGAGUUGUUGGUGCUAGGUUUUGCCCUGAUGCUCCACUUAAAUUUACCAAAAUACCAGUGGCAAGAAAGGCUAUUUUAAUAAAAUUGGAUCCAUCCUGAUCCCUCAACCUUGCCAUAUAAAUUCUAGAUUUUCCUUCUGAUGUUUGGUGGGACAGUGUAUUGUAUUUAAGUUGUCAAUAGACUUUAAGAGGUUUUUAACUUGUUAAUUUGUAUUAUUAGUAUUGUAAUUCCUGUACUCCACUGAAUGCCUCUUACGUUGUCUACCUUUGUCUAAUAUAAUGUUUCCCGUCUUGCCUAUUUGCAUUGACUUUGUCACUACGGUGGCUGUGGCUCGUGUGUCUUCUGAGAAGAGAUAUGCUUUGUCCAAUUUGUGUGUCAUGUAACUGGGACUGAGCAUCCAACUGUCUGAUUGACAACUCUGAUGGGCUGGAUUAAACUUUUGUGAUUUUUACAUAUCUCUGCAUGUUUAAGCCAUUCUCAGAUCUGAGUAGACUCAGGCUUGUCUGUGCACCAACCGUGUUGCAGUCAUAUAAAUUGUUAUGAUUUGUAGAGUGAUCAUUUAAUGGCUCUCUACCACCUAAAUUAUUCUUACUAAUCAGAAUGCUGAUACUUUAUUCCUAAUAGAUACGUUUUAUGACUAUGUUCACGCCAACGUACGCAAAACUAUAGAUAAAAAUAAAUUAAAAAGAUCAAGCUUUUAAAUAUUUCUAAUAUUUUGGCUAAAAAUGAAUCUGUUAUGACCCGCCUCAUCUUCGAUCCAGCACUUCUAUAACACCCACCUCCUGUCUGCCUACACUCUCAAGUCAGUGCUAGCAGCAUCAGCUAGGGAGUUUCCAUAGCAACCACAGCGCUUGCACAUGUCCAUCAAUUCUUUCAGCACAGUCUAUGCUCUGGAGAAAUACUUAUAUUUAAAUAGUUUGUUUUUGGUUUUACCCCUCAAUCUAUAUAUUUUGCUAGCACAAUGUAUAGACAGAAUUUUAUAAUCCUUUAAAAUCAGCAUUGUUUCCAAAUGUUACAUGUGCCUUUUAAAAGAAACUAUGACUGUUUUGUUGUAAAGAUGGCCCUCUUAAACUUUUACGAACAUUUUAAAAAUAAAGGGAAAAAACCUACUGAGGGCAUUUAAUAACAGCAACCAAAGUCUGUGAAUCCCCAUAUUUGUGUGUUCUUUUGAUACCCUAUGGCCUGUGUGUAAGUCUUAUUUUUACUUUUUGUAUGAGAAAAAUAUUGAAAAUAGGUAAAAGCUUGAAGUAUUGCAGUGGUAAUGAUUAAAACACAGAAUUGGCUUUAUAGCACUUCCAUAUAAAGGACUUCAUCAGUCCUCGUGUCUGGGCAUCAACAGAGAUAUGUGGUCCAAGCACAUUUCAGACAUACUGUGCAUGUACCAAUGGCGGUGCCUAGGUUAAAUAAUUGACAUGACAUUCCAGCUAUACUAUGUAGGAUUGACAAACCGUUUUGAAAAAUUCAUUUGCUUACUGUCUUACAUAAAUCUUUUGUUCCUUUUUGAAUUUCAGUGGUUAUAUAAUAUAGAAACUUUUACAAAGAUUCUAUCCUCGUAAAGACUGGCAAGUGAUAUUGCUGGUUUAACCAGAGAUUCAGUUCAAAAGAUGUCACAGGGAAGAGAGAUUUCUUCCCAUGUCUUUAUGGACCGACGGCAUCAGAUGCUGACCGUUUUUUGGAUCUUCCACAAAUUUACUUCAGGCUUCCACUAUAAAGAGACCACAUAAUAUUUGUUGUGGUUCUGUAAAUUCUUUAUUUGUAAUAUUAAUAUAAGUAUAGAGGUUGCAUAAAAAAUAAACAAUUUUAAUUUUCAUAAUUUACCACUUUGUGGGAUAUUAUAGGCACCAAAACAACAGUUUUGCAGUCUUACUAAUGAAAACAGAACAGUUUCUGAGAAACAUCACUGUGACGGUCACCCAGAGUGAGGAGUGGUAUCUACCGCAGAGAUGUCCUUUUCCCCUAGUCUGAGUACCGCUGCAAUGUUCUCCAGUUGAUAUCCCAGCAGACCAAGAAUCCAAUAUAGCUGUAGAUCUCUUAUAAGAGUUAGUGGUUAUAGCAGUAUAGCAGUUCCCUACAAUCAUGAGACGAGGCUGCGUGUUGAGGGUUAAGUGAACUGGUUUAAUGGUAGCCACACUGGCCUUUUAUGCAAGUUCCCUUGCAAGGGGCACACCCACAUGGACCUUGUUGGGGACUGUGACACAAACUUACAAACCAAUAAUGACAGUUACAAUGUAAGGCACUCCCACACAUGGCAUACGAUCCCUCCCCUCUGCCUGGGAGAUAAUUGAGUCAAUUACUGUAUCAACUCAAUUAUCUCCAGACGAAAAAGAACAUAAUUUAUAGACAUUCUGAAAAUACCCUAAAACCACACAUGAACCCCAUAAAAAGUAUAUCCUCCGGAUAGCCCCGAUCUGGGUAAGCAAUAUAUCCAAAAAUCACCGAGAUUGGUUCAGGGGUUUGGGAUUCGUAUGGAAGUCUUAUUUUUUUGACCGACCGCACACAAGGCGAAUAGUUCCAUAGAUGUGCGGCCGGUCUCUUUCGUGGGUUUCAAAUAUGCCGAAAUGUCUCAAAUAACUGUUUGUGGGAAAGCUAGCCGUGUGCCCCUUUGUUCGGGAGUUGGUUUUCACCGAACGCUGCCUCUUUCAGAUGAUUUGGAAGGAAACUAGGUGAUCCUGAAAGUCUCAGCGGUGUUUGGGCCGUUGAGUGUCUGAAAAUAGUUCCAUACACUCGAUGACCAAACACCGCUGGAUGUGUUUGACAAAACAAGAUGGCCGCCGCUACGUGUUCGUGCAUAUGAAUCGACAGCUACCCAAUGAACCACUUAGAACGUUCAGAGUUGUGGUUAGAACAAGUGUCAGUAAGGUCAAUUGGCGGCACACGACUGCUUUGGGUGGUCCAAGGGUUUGGUAUAUUGUUCGGUAUUCAAACCAGCUGGGGCAAAUCUGUUCAUUUGGGUUCGUAUACCGAUCCAGGCAAAAAUAAAAGUAAUAUCCAGGAACAGGGCAUCUGUUACAAUCACUGUUUACAUUUUGGAAUUUCCACACCUUCUAGUGGCUGUCAGACAUCCAGCUUAUAGAAGCUUUAGACACAAAUAUAUUCAGUAAUUGAAGCAAUUCUGUGCCUGACCUCAGCAUGCACAGUAUACGGUGUGCGUCCAAGGAUUAUAUAUGGAUUGGUGGAUCGUCAAUUUCUGAGAAUGUCGUGCCUUAAAUACUUCUGUAAGAAGCUUCUGAUUGGACAAAAGUAAUCAGGAUUGAUGACUUCACCCAAGAAGGAUCUGCUGCAGAAAGGAGCCUCUCCUGGGCUGAAUUACAGGUAAGUUUAAUUGCAAACUUAAUUUUUUUCUUUAAUUUAAAAACAGGGAAGGGCCAAUAAUCUAAGUUAAGAGGGUCAACUCAAAUAUUAGAAAGCUACACACCAUAACCACGGAUGCUUACUGUAGUGAAUAUGGCGCAAGGAAUCUUUGCGUGCAGUCCCUUAGGACAGAGAUGGUUCGCUGAGAUCGUUGGGCAAAGCCGCCCACCGUGCUCAAAACCAAUCAUUGCUAUCUAAGUUUGGACUAAAUGCAUGGAAAGAGGAGAUUGUACACUGGAUUAUUUCUUUCUUUUUUUUUAUUUUUUUUUUUUUAUAACUUUACCCUUUUUACACAGUGGUCUAUGUCAUCUUUACAUCAAAAUACAAAAAAACACAGUAUCACAAUUCGUAUUCUGUAAUAUCUUAUUCAUUCUCAUGUCCGUACAGUGUUGUUGGAUGUGUGUGUGUUACUGUUGCCAGUGGAGUAUAAUACCAUGAAAUUGAUUCUAGACCCACAAUACUAUAAAUAUAGCCGCAGCAGGUAUAUAGAAGUUCACUCCAGCUGAUAACUUGAAGCAUUGCCCCUCAUUUGCAUAUUUUUCUGGAACAUAUAAAAUAUGUGUUGGUCUGUUUAGAUAAUUCCUGCCGUUGCAUGCAGACUUUUUCCUCCCAUUCUCUCACAGUUUAGAUAGUGAUCUGUCCCAAUUUCAAACUGUUUGAGCUGAGUCAGCGUGUUGUCUAAAACACGCUAUCUCUUAUUUCGGUGGCAGUGUGAGCUGACCACAAGCUGGUGAGAUGCAGCAGUGAUAGACCCCGGCCACAGCAUCUCCACUUCGAUCCACAAAGCACACUGUGAGUUUUUGCCACACACCCUGCAGAAUGCUAACUGCAUAGAAUGCAACUGAAAUUAAGGGGUUAAUACAUAAGAGAAGGGAGUCACUCUAUAACAGAAAUUUACAAGGUUAUUUACUUAAGUGAUAAUUAAAAGUAAUUUUUAAGUUUUUUGCCAUAAAAUUUUUAAUUCUCACUUUGUAAAUAAGCCUGCUAAUCUAAAGGGAUGGACCUACGUGAUCAGUCUAGCUGGUGAACAGGAACCUUUAAUAUCAAGGGGUUUACUUAGAAAAUCUACUUGUGGUGGGUUAGUGGCAGGAAAGACGUUUAAAACAGAACCCGAGAAAGUAACAGUAAUGAUAAAGGGUGUCAUCUUUGCUCAGAAAUGCUUUAGUACUCCCAAAAGCUUGUCAUUACAAAAUUCUGUUAGUCCAAUAAAAAUGGUAUUACAAGAUACAAAUUCCAUCUGUUAUUUUACAUCUAUAUAGUGUGGGUGUAUAUAUAAACAAUUGGCACCAGUUAUCCUUGAAAGGUAAGAUGGUAUUAGAUGGCGUGAUAGAUACAGAGUACCAAAAGACAAAAUUUGUCACUUAUAGCUGCUAGUAAUAGCAUUGUGCUUCGUACUGCUUGCACCAGGCUGUACAUUGCUGCGUUAUAUGCUAGAGACAUACUCCUCAAGAUAACUGGUAAUAUCUUGUCAGAAUAUAUACACCCUUAAUGACAAGGCGAAUCCUCUUCUAUCACAACAUACCUGAACGUUGGUUAUUGAGGGCUGAAGUAGUUUGUGAAUAUAUACAUACAUAUAUAAAACACAUCAUGUAUAUUUGCUUUCUUAUUUAAAUGACAGGUUAAUGGAUAAAAAAGCAUGGCCUGGCAUUGCAGUGGUUAAAGACCCAGCGUCCAUUAUAAGAAGGUUUUUUGUUGGGGCAAUGUGUGGCAGUUGCUGUGUGGGCCUGUUUAUGGGUCGCCGGUCUCGUUGGCAGUGAAGGGGUGAGGGGUUGUUUAUAAAUGGUGACUGGGAGCCGCCGGCUGCUGCUGUCAGUUACAACGUGUGCGAAUGCUUGAUAAGACCAGUCGGCCACUGAGCUCUGCUCAAGGUGGAAACUUUCUCAUCCUUAUUACCAAUACAUAGUCCCAGGAUGUGAGCAGACUUUGUACAUGGAUUGUGUAUAAAUUGUAUGAUGUGUUUCAGCCUGUUACUGAGUGAUCUUAUCAGCAGUUUUUUUUCUGGGGGGAGAUAUUGUUUAAAAUCACCUAGAUAUUAUCAUCUAGUGGUAUAAUGGGGCACCCUGGCCUCAGGAGCUUACCAUCUAGUGGUAUACUGGAUGAGCCUGUCUCCAGGGGUUCACUAUUCUUACUAUACUGGACGACUCUGACUUUAGGAACCUUACCUUCUUUUGGUUUACUUGGAGACCCUGUACCUAGGAGCUUGCCAUCUAGUGGUGUACUGGGACACACUGGACCUUUCCAGUCAAUGAAUGCAAUCCAAAUAUGGAUGGAAUUUAUAUUUCUAAUGCAGAAGUAUGCAAAGCAGAACUGAGAGACAGCAUCAGAGGCAAGAUGGACCUAGGAGCUUGUCAUCUAGUGGUGUACUGGGACGCACUGGACCUAUGAGCUUGCCAUCUUGUGGUCUACUGGGAGACCCUGGACCUAGGAGCUUGCCAUCUAAUGGUGUACUGGGAGAGCCUGGAACUAGGAGCUUGCCAUCUAGUGGUGUACUGGGAGAGCCUGGAACUAGGAGCUUGCCAUCUAGUGGUGUACUGAGAAAGCCUGGACCUAGGAGCUUGCCAUCUAGUGGUGUACUGAGAGAGCCUGGACCUAGGAGAUUACCAUUUAGUGGUGUACUGGGACACACUGGACCUAGGAGAUUACCAUCUAGUGGUGUACUGGGACACAUUGGACCUAGGAGAUUACCAUCUAGUGGUGUACUGGGACACACUGGACCUAGGAGAUUACCAUCUAGUGGUGUACUGGGACACACUGGACCUAGGAGAUUACCAUCUAGUGGUGUACUGGGACACACUGGACCUAGGAGCUUGCCAUCUAGUGGUGUACUGGGACACACCGGACCUAGGAGCUUGCCAUCUAGUGGUGUACUGAGAGACCCCAGACGUAGGAGCUUGCCAUCUAGUGGUGUACUGGGACACACUGGACCUAAGAGCUUGCCAUCUAGUAGUGCACUGGGAGACCCUGGAUUUAGGAGCUUGCCACUUUGUGGUGUACUGGGAGAGAUUGAUUAUAGGAAUUUACCACCUAGUAGUAUACCAGGAGACCAUGACCCCAGGAGCUUACCACUUAAAGGUGGAAUAAAAAGCUUGAUUUAAGGAGCGCCCCUAGUGUGCCCAUAGCAUAUCCCUUCACUUAGCAUAUUGCUAUAUGUAGUAGCAAUAUCAAUUCUAUACAGGAGUGGUUAACACUCACUGGCAAAGUGCAUCCACUGACAUUUCCAGUCAAUGAAUGCUAUCCAAAUAUGGAUGGAAUUUAUAUUUCUAAUGCAGAAGUAUGCAAAGCAGAACUGAGAGACAGCACCAGAGGCAAGAUCUCCGCUGGGGACUUUGGAUGACCAGAACUGAGUUAUAGGGAUACUCUAUGCACCAAAACAAUUUUCAAUGAACAAUUAAGCCGUUUUGGUAUAUAGAUCAUACCCCUGCAGUGAAUUCUCUGCCAUUUAGGAGUUAAUUCACUUUUGUUUCUGUUUAUACACCCCCGGCCCCACCUCUCCAACUGUGAUUCACACAGCCUUCAUGAAAAAACUAUUUACUUUUAAGAUGUGACAGCAUAGUAUGUUUACUUUAGAAGUUUUUAUCUCUUGCUAUGUUUCAUUGCACUUUAAUCACUCACAGGAGCCUCCUGCAGGCCAUUAACAGAGCAAUCGAUACAACAUUUUAAAUUAAACAGACUGCAAUAAAGGAAGUUUAAACAUUGUAUCUCUCUUAACAGGAAAUGUGUAGAGAGACUGUGUAGGUCACAUGCAGGGAGGUGUGGCUAGGACUACAUACCAAAGUUAUUUAAAGGAUCACUAUAUCACUACAAUACAAACCUUUUUCCUAACAGUAUGGUGUCCCUGUCCCUAACUGUAGAUACCCCACCGUCUGAUGAUAAAAGAUUAGUCCCCCCCCCCCCUUUUUUUAACGUUUCCUUUUGAGAGCGCCUAGGCUCCCUCGUUGAUGACUAGGUCUCCUCCUCCUGUGACAUUACAGUGAUGGGUGGACCUAAUGUGCCAAAACUGCAGUGUUUUACGUUGCAGGGUUAAACAGACAGGAACACUGCAAUGAAGUGGCCUGGGUGCUUUUAGUCUCUCUUUAACUCCCAAAUUAAUGAGAAUUGAGUACUUAGGUUUGAGGGGCAUAAUCUAUACACCAAAACUGCUUCAUUAAGCUAAAGUUGUUCUUGUGCUUAUAACGUCCCGUUAAGCCUCGAAAUAAAAAAAUAUUUCAAAUUAAAGAUUUCAUAAAAACCAGGACAUGGCAUUGCCUAGUAAUGGACAGUUCUAGAAUGGAAGGAUCAUGAAAUUCUGUAAUGGACCACUCAUUCAAGUUAAUAUUCAUCUUCUGAUGAAAAUAAAUAAACAAAAAGGAAAGGAGUAAGAGGGGUCUUUAAAUGGCACGAAACCUUAACUUAUUCUCUGAUCUCUGUGUAAAGCUUAUACAAAAUUCAAAUAGACCUCUUACACAUAAUACCAAGACAGAGACCAAAAUAAAUGUAGAUCAUGUUUAACACUACAAAUAGCAUCUUCGUAUAUGUCUGGUGUAUUUCAAUCUCAUGCCAUGCGUUACACAUAGGUCACAUUUGUGUUAUUUCCAAAGGUUUUCCUUCUAGAAGACGUUUAGAUAGUUACCUAGUAACUGAGGAUAUUUAUUUAUAAAAUAUUUUACCAGGAAAGAUACAUUGAGAUUUCUCUCGUUUUCAAGUAUGUCCUGGGUCCACAAAACAUUGCAUUGAUACAUUAGGGUACAAUAAAAUACAAAAACAAUAUUAAUACACAAUAUAUACAAAAUUUAACAUAGAACAGGUACGAAAUAUAUAAUCAAACAUGACAGGGAUCUCUUAAAGGAUUUUAGGCCUGUGGAAGAUUUUACAGUGUGCAGGCGGUCGUUCCAUAAUUACGGUGCUCUGUAGGAAAAGGAGGAUCGGGCCGAUUUCUUUUUAUUUUAAGGUAGACUAAAUAAAAUACUGGUACUGGAUCGGAGGUUAUUGGAGGUGGGAACAGCCGAGGAGAGCAUUCUGCUCAGGUAGGGUGGGAGCUUCCCAGAAAAGCUCUUAGACACAAGGAUGGAAAGAUAAAGGGUGCAUCUGGAUUCCAGCGACAGCCAGUUUAGUUAUUUUAGCAUGUCACAAUGGUGGGUCCUGUAAUUACAUUGUAGCACAAGUCGGCAGAACGAGUUAUACAAUGUAUUGAGUUUAAUAAGGGGGAUUUGCGGUGCAGGUGCAUAUACUAUAUCCCCAUAAUCAAUGAUUGGCAUCAGCAUUUGCUGUACAAUCUUUUCCUUUACUGUAGGGCUUAGGCAGGAUUUGUUUCUGUACAGGGCACCUAGUUUUAGAUAAAGUUUAGAUGCAAGUUUUUCUAUGUGGAGACCAAAAGAUAGAUUGGGGUCUAACAACAUACCCAAGUAUUUGAAAGAGUGGACUGCGGUCAGUGUGCUAUUUGAAUUUGUUUUGAUGGAUAGGUGGGAAUUGUGUAAUUUAGGUACUGUUCCAAAGAUCAUUGUGACAGUUUUGUCACUGUUCAGGAAGAGUUUGUUUUUUGCGAACCACUUUUCUACAUCUAUAAACUGGUCUUGGAGCACAGCCUCAAGCUGCGGUAGAUCAGAUUUUCUCGCAUAGAUUACUGUGUCGUCUGCGUACAUGUGUACAUCUAAGGAUUUGCAGACAUUAGGCAGAUCAUUUAUAAAUAAUGUAAAUAGUAGGGGGCCGAGAAUGGAACCCUGGGGAACACCACAUGUGACUGGGAGAGGGAGGGAAUCGCUGUCAGAAAUGGACACAUAUUGCGAGCGAUCCGAUACAUACGAUCGAAACCAGGUUAGCGAACGAUCACCAAUACCUGAGUUUUUGAGUUUGUGCAGUAGAAUGUCGUGGUCUACUGUGUCAAAGGCCUUUGCAAAAUCAAGGAAAAUAGCUCCAGUUAGGUCUCCUUGUUCCAUGCCAGUUAGGAGGGCAGUUGUAGUGGAGUGAUUCGGGCGAAAAACCCGAUUGAUUGGGGGUCAGAUAGUUAGAUUGUUGGUAAUACUCACAUAGUUGCGUAUGCACACGUGUUUGACAAUACCCUUCUUACUCCUGUUCUCAACCUUCUAUAUUGCUUAUUGUCUCAAACAAUUCCAAAGCCGUCCUUAUUUACAGCUAUGCAUAAUUCCAUUCCAUUUAAGGUGUAGAAUGCUUGUUUGUUUCUCAUCCCAAAAUGCAUAACCUUAUAUUUUUGUGUGUAUUUGUGUCUUGACUAGCACUUGAUGCCAGUUAUAGGACCAGUUAGAAACAGAUUAAAGAGAAGUGGACCCAAGACAGGGCUCUGAUGAACUUGCCACAUUUUAUUUUUUACCAACAUGGACAUUAUACACAACUACGCUGUGCACUCUUUAUUUAAGCUAAUAUUCACACCAAAAACAAAAGUUUUCAUCUAAAAAUGUGCUUUAAAAAAAAAUAAAAAAUACAGCUAAAACGUACCUGAGGUCCAGAACCAGGGCCACAUACAGAUUGCAGGCACCAUGGACACGUCAAAUCAACAAAGUGGUCGUGGUGCCUGCAUUAACCCUUUAAGCUCACUGAUCUGUUCUUUCCAGGGUAAGAUUUAGAUUGAAUUUAUUUUUUAACCCCUUAAGGACACAACUUCUGAAAUAAAAGGGAAUAUUUCCGUCAUGUGUCCUUAAGGGGUUAAAUAUGGGUAACACAUGUGAAUUUCUUCAAUACAUUGGUACAAUCCCUGAAAGAAAGGUCACCUGGAAUUUCUGAAGUCAGACACUUUUAGAAUAUCUACUUAUUGUUUUGUAUAUGAAAAAUUAACUACAAGAAUACACGAGCGUUGACGUCACUUAUUUAAGAUAUAGGUAUUUAACAGUAAAGAAUAAUUAUGCACUACUUAGUUGUUAAGAUGACUGCUCCUAAUGGCAGUAGGUUUUUAAUACAUAUUGAUUAGUUGAUUGUUUUUUUAAAUGGUGAGAAACUGUGUUUGUUGUACAAAACUGCAAGGUAAAUGAUUUGAGAAUAAGACAGAUGCUCUGUUAGCCAGAUUUAGAAUUCUGGUUAAGAUUUUUUGGGGGUUGCUAAUCAGUGGAACUGAUUUGUUGCGUACCUCCUCAAUAAAGACUUAUGAAUAACUUGUUGGCACGGCAUCUGUUAUAGUGACUUGUUGAAUCCAUUACUGACCAUAUAUUUUGCUGUUUGAGGUCAAAGUCAUUAAUUAGUUGCAUUCUGUGUUUAAUCUUCUCCACCAGCGGCUCCAAACAGCUCCCACCACCAUGUCUUCUUACCAGAAGGAGCUGGAGAAGUACCGAGACAUAGAUGAAGAUGCGAUCAUGCGGGGCAUGUCAGCAGAAGAGUUGGCCCAACUGGAUUUGGAGCUGCAAGAAAUGGACCCAGAGGUACAGUGAGUCCUACUUGCCAUGCAAACCCGGUUUCUUGAAGUAAGGUUGGAUCUGUAAAAACCAUAUGAAAUAUAGGGAUCAGCUAACGAACUAAUCAUAGGGCAAGCUUUUAUGUCCGUUAUAUAUGUUUUCAUGCAUUCAAUGUUAUAUUCUAUGUUUGGCUCAUUUGCAUUCUGGUAGAGGGUUACUCCAACCAAAAACAAGUGUUUUCAUAAAACAUGCUUUGGUUAGAGUAACCUUUGCUGUGCUGAUACUCCCCCCACCCCCAAACUUGAAGAAAAAAAAGAGAAAACUUGCCUCCGUUUCAGCACCAAGUCCAAGUGUUCCCUGCAGCCUGAUCUUUCUUUUCAGGUGUCAUUUCCCACUCGCCUGAAGGGAACGUACACCACAAUGGGUGGGCUGAGGGAAGGACAUGGGUCCUUGCCGUCUUUGGCUGUCUAGUGUCCGCAUUCUCUGUUGGAGUCAGAUGACAAAUUUGCACAGAAAUCACAUUAGCCAGCCUGGCACUCUUGUUUUGGGCUGGCUAAUGAUGCCCCGAUGAUGUGGCCAGGGGUGGAGUUACAUCUUCUGUCCUGGGGUGGUUAAACUUUGUAUGUGCAGCAUUUCUUAGCGAAACACUGCACGUACAGACUCCAAGGACUAUGACCACUUAAAAUUACUGAAGUGAUCAUUGUUCUUGGAGUAACCAAACCUGUAUUCCUAAGGUUAUAGUGCCCCUGUACAUAAAAUAAAUGGAAAAGGGUUUAUUAAUUACCUUUUCCUAGUACAGCGAAUUCUUCAGUGCGGCUGGCCUCUAUGCCUCACGUAACGUCAUCAAUGAGGUAUGGUUUCCUUCAGCGAUAGACCAAGCCACAGGCGCACGCACAUCCACUGCUUCACAUAGGAAAGCAUUGAAUUAAUUGUUUUACUAUGUGUUGCUAAAACGCCCCUAGUGGCUGUCCGUAUGACAGCCAAUGCAAGGGUUAAACAGCCACUUCAAGAUAAAUGUUGCCCUUUCUGAAAAACAGCUAUGUUCUACCUUGAAAGGUUAAACAUACAGGACCAAUGGACCCAGACCACGUUGUUCAGAUAAAGUGUUGUGGUGACUUUAGUGGUCCUAAGUCUAACGGUAACCCAGACAUAGACUAUGGACUCACUGUGUCCAGUGUCAGCCUCACCUCCAUGAUAAGGCUUAUAAGAAGCCAAAACAGUAAUCUGGAGAUGCUGUAUCUCUCACUCAGAGGGAGCUGUCUAGCAGUUCAUUACAGGACCAACCUUGUAGAUGGUAUCAGUCUGAUUUACUAAUAGAGCAGGUUCUAUAAGUAAUGGAGUUUAAACAUGCUUGAUACCUGCUCAUUGGGAACGAACGAAAGCUAUUGCCAAUUACCUCACUUUUGAUAUAAACAGUGGUUACCCAAAAAGCAUGUUCUGUGUGCUGAUCUCCAUUAUUGUAGUUUGAGUGUAUGUAGGCAAUUGCAGCAUCACCACUAUUUAGAAAUACAUGUUCUGGGUUUGCUUCCAAUAUCCCUAUUGUUGUCUUCACAUAAUCCGACUGACCUGAUGAUCUUAUUUGUGUUUCAUCGCAGAACAUUCUCCUCCCAGCCGGCAUGCGUCAGAGAGACCAAACCAAAAAAACACCCACAGGCCCUCUAGACCGGGACGCCCUCAUGCAACACCUGGAGAAGGAGGCACUGGAGGCCAAGGAAAGGGAAGACCUCAUACCUUUUACUGGAGAGAAGAAAGGUGAUCAGAGCUUUUAAUUUUAUAGGGUUCAUUAAAACGUUCAUCAUAUGGACAUUCAUUAACAUCUGGAAAGUUUGUGACCGAGGCCUUUUUGCCAUGCGUUCAUUCUACCAUAAUGUCACAUUUUCUGUUUACGUACACCCAUACAUAUUAUAUAUCGUUUUUAAAGGAGAACCAUGGCUUUCUUUCGAUAACCUAUUUAAGGAGUAGCCAACCUUUAGGGCUCCAAAUGUUGUGGACUAUAUCUCUAGUCUUUUAUACAGAGACCCCUAGCAUGGGUUCUUCAACAAAAGGAUAGCUAAUCCCACCCUGGCUUCUUUGUGUCUGUGGAGAGGGCUGCAACCUCUUUCUCUUGAUCUAAUUAUCCAGGCACAGAGAAGCCCAACAUAAAAUAUCCCCCCAAAUCACAAUAUAACAUCCCCGAAGCCCCCAUACAUUAUACAUUUCUGGACAGACUUUGUUGGAGUGCUCAACCUGUGGAAUGUGCACUGUGAUGUGGUCAGCUAACAGGAGCUCCUGUGGGCUGGCAAAUGUGGGCUUCCCCUUGCUCUCAUGUAGCGAUUGUACAGAGAUGUCCCCUGUACCUCCUUUACAAAUCGAGCUCUUCUGCCUUUCUGGUAAGGGAUUGAAAACAGCAGGUAAACUUGAUCAGAACGCAGUGGUGAUUGCGGCUGAGUCGGAGUUCCAUAGAUUUAUGACCAAGUUCCCGUCGUUGGCAAUGCAGUAACUCGGGCCUGCAGACAUUCCCGGACAAGAGGGAGAAGGGCGCUCUACUGAGCUAAAAGGAGGGGAAGCUAGGGAGAGCCAAGGGAAGUGAAGUAGCCUUUUGGUGAGGUUUUUAGAUGAACUUAGUGGUACACAGCCACAAUAAAUAUCACAACAUAAAGAAGAAAAACACUUUCCCCCACAGAUUUGCACUUAAAGGGACACUAUAGUCACCUGAACAACUUAAGCUUAAUGAAGCAGUUUUGGUGUAUAGAACAUGCCCCUGCAGCCUCACUGCUCAAUUCUCUGCAAUUUAGGAGUUAAAUCCCUUUGUUUAUGAACCCUAGUCACACCUCCCUGCAUGUGACUUGCACAGCCUUCCAUAAACACUUCCUGUAAAGAGAACCCUAUUUAGGCUUUCUUUAUUGCAAGUUCUGUUUAAUUAAGAUUUUCUUAUCCCCUGCUAUGUUAAUAGCUUGCUAGACCCUGCAAGAGCCUCCUGUAUGUGAUUAAAGUUCAAUUUAGAGAUCAAGAUACAAUUAUUUAAGGUAAAUUACAUCUGUUUGAAAGUGAAACCAGUUUUUUUUUUUUCAUACAGGCUCUGUCAAUCAUAGCCAGGGGAGGUGUGGCUAGGGCUGCAUAAACAGAAACAAAGUGAUUUAACUCCUAAAUGACAGUGAAUUGAGCAGUGAAAUUGCAGGGGAAUGAUCUAUACACUAAAACUGCUUCAUUUAGCUAAAGUAAUUUAGGUGACCAUAGUGUUCCUUUAAUUAUUUCUACAUGGCUUUCUUUUGAUACAUUAUAUGUAUACAGCAUUAAGUACGAAAAAAAUAUUAAAAAAAAGGAAAACGAAAAACUAAAGGAUUUUUCUCAAUUCUGCUCAUUAUAAUCACUCCACACAUGUACAACUAACUAACAUAGAUUUAUUUAUUAGUCCUGGUUGCUAGCAAGGAGUGAAUCAAACUUUUUUUUUUUUUUGCGGAGACUACAACUUUAAAGGAACACUAUAGUGGCAGUAUUAUGGUAUUCCUGUCCAGAGGCGGCUCUCUAAUUAGGCGAUUUAGGCGGCCAUCUAAAUCGCCAUAGGACUGAAGUGUCCGGUCCUCGGUCUUUAUGCCGCCAGGUGUGAGUCCCCUCUGUCCAGUCUGCCCAAGAGAGUGUUCAGUACAGUCUUCAGUCUGCAGCUCUGCCGGGUGCACAGCUUCAGUCUGUCAUCCUCCCUCCACAGUCUGUCACCCCCUCCACAGUACACCCCCUCCACAGUAUAUCCACAGUCUGUUACCCCCCUCCACAGUCUGUUACCCAGUCUGUUAACACACACUGUCACCCCCCCACACACACACACUGUCACCCCCUUCACAUUCUGUCACCUCUGCACUCUUUCCUCCUCCACACUCUGUCAUCCCCCCCACACACACUCUCACCCCCUCUACACACAGUCACUCACCCUCCACACACACCGUUUCACCCCCGUCACACAUACUCUCAUCCCCUCCAUACACUGUCACCACCCUCCGCACACCCUGCCACACUUACAUUAACUCCUCCUGAUCCUGUGACACUACCAUCUCCAACCAUCCCGCACUCGCCUCCCCUCACUCUGCCACACUCAUCCUAUCACAUUAACACUCUAAUUCUGUCACACUCACCUUUUCUUGUCCUGUCACAUUCACUUCACCAACUGUGCCACAUUUACCCCCAACCCUGUCACAUUAACGCCUCUAAUCCUGUCACACUCGCCCUCCUCACUCUGUCACACUCACCUGGUCAAUUAACCCACCUUAAUUCUGUCACAUUCACCUUUCCUUGCCCUGUCACACUUACCUCUCCUCACCCAGUAACACUCCCUCCGCCAACCAUUUCACUCUUAACCCCCAACCCUGUCUCAUUCACUCCCUCGCCAUGUCACACUCUCCCUGCCAAAGUUACCCCUUUACUCACUCUGUUACAGUCAUCAUACAUACACAGUUAUGAAACAUAGUUUCGCCAUAAACACAGUGCACAAAGGCCACAGGCAGCCCCCCCAUAUACACAAAACACCGCAAGCAGCUACCACACACACACAUAUGGUCCCAGACACAAACCUACACAUGCUCACAGAAACAUACAUUCACAUACUAGGACACUUACUGUCAGACACACACUUUCGGGCAUAUACUCAGGUAGACAAUGCCCAACACACUCAGCAAUACACAAAGCCAGAUAAAUACAUGUUGUGACUGUAUGUCUAUAUUAGUCAGUAUUUCUGUUUCUGUGCAUGUGUGUGCAUGCAUGUGCAUGUAUCGGUGUGUAUAUGUAUUUGUGUAUUAGUGUUUAUAUGUGUGCAAGUAUUAGUGUGUGUCUGUCUGCAAUGUGAAGGUGGUAUGAUAUGGGCAAUGCAAAGAUAAAGUUGCAAGCAACAUACAUAUAUUAUAUACAAUACAUGGGAAAACACAUAUAUGAUAAUAUACAUGUAAAGGAUUAUAGAAUAUGUGGGGGAAAUGUCUAUGAAACCGUUUUCUUAUCUGUAACUUUAUUAUUUGGGAAAUGAUUUUUUAAAGCCCAACCAAAAUUUUCAUUUUUGUUUUAAAUAACCAGUUCACACAGGCACUUAAGUGUACACGAUGCAAACAUACCUCGCAAUCGUGUAUAAACGAUUAGCAUAAUUGCAAAUUGCAUUUGUUUAUUGCAAAUUAUGCCAUAACUACAGUCAGAGAGCUCACAACAUAGUGGCACAGGGAGCCGCUACACUGCAAGCCUAGCUCUCUGUAUCCAGCACUGCAAGCACGCCAUUUAAUAUAACUACAGCACCUUAUACACACAAUGCAACCCCUAUACAUUUUCUUCACUAAUGGUAUUCGUAGCGGCCCCAUGUUUGAGUUUCGCCUCAGGCCUUGCAAAGUCUAGAGCCGCCACUGUUCCUGUCACUAAAGUUAUGAAAAUAAAGUUUAGGUUUUAGUGAAACUUUAUUUACUCACAUUUCUUGUCAGGGCUAGGCCCGCCCACGCUUCGCCCCAUUGGCUGAGAUCGUCAAACUUUAUGAUCUCAACCAAUCCAAAGCUUUCUAAUAAGAAAGCAUUGGGAGGCUAUUGCAUGUGUAGCAAAACUCUGCACUGCACCAAUCAGCAUCUCCUCAUAAAUCAGUGCAUAUCUAUGAAUAAUGUUCAGCGCCUCAAUGCAGCACUGACCCAGGAAGCACCUCUAGUGGCUAUCUGAGUUUUCUCUGAAAAGGCAGUGUUUACAUGGAAAAGCCUACAGGGACAAGCUAUGGACACCAUAACAACUAAGUUAAGCUGUAGUGACUAUAGUGUCCCUUUAAAGGUAGUCACAGAAUACAAAACAACAAAAGUAUAUAUUCAUAGAAAGUAGGUGCUCUGGGGUAUUUAACUAACAUAAUUUUAACACUUUUCCUUUAACUAUUUUAUCAUCAACAUCGGUCAAUUCUGCUGGUUAUAUUUAAAGGGACACUAUAGGCAUCAAAACAACUUUCACUAAUUAUUAGGGUAUAGGAUAAUAUAUUUCUCUUGGGAUUAAAGCAUAGGACAGUGUGCGUGUCAAUGAUUAGUGUAUAGGACAUUAUAUUUCUCUUGGGAUUAAAGUAUAGGACAGUGUGCGUGUCAAUGAUUAGUGUAUAGGACAUUAGAUUUCUCUUGGGAUUAAACUAUAGGGCAGGGUGUGACACCAAGGAUUAAGUUAAAUGGCCCUGUAUACUGUCAGGGAUACUGUACAACUGAUGUUUAGAGUAUGAGGUGGGAUAGUGAAGCAGGCUGUGAAUAUUAUGCUAAAACCGGUGGUGAUUAUGUAAUCUUGUCUCAACACAGGAAAGCCCUUCAUCCCGAAGCAGGCAAAACGUGAGAUCCCAAAAGAAGAACAGAUUACGCUAGAGCCAGAGCUGGAGGAAGCGCUCGCAAAUGCCACGGAUGCGGAAAUGUGCGACAUUGCAGGUACUAGAUUACUGUGAAUAAACAUUUACAGUGUGCGUAGUAAACCAUGUACACAGCAACUUAAAGGAACAUCCUAAGCUUAAAAAUAAAAAUAUUAAUUGCCCCUUGCUUUGUUUCGAUUAUUGUGGCUCUCCCAUGAUUUAAAACUUGCAUGUAAUGCAGCACUAUCACAGUCUCCGCAGUAUAGUCACUUCACCUCCCAUGAACUUAUCAGCUGAUGACUUUUAUCUAAUCUUUCUCUUAGAGAAGCAUGGAAGACAUAGGGCACCUUUACUGCUAUUGACGCUGUAUGCCAAUCCAAUGCUUUUUACAGAUAAGCUCUGAAUCCUGUGUUUGUCUAUGAGAAGUAUUGGAUGUGUUUGACAUCGAAAAUCGAAAUGUUUACAAUGAGGAUGGGGCCAUCAGUCAGCAUAGCUUAGGAAGAAUGUAAACAUUGCCAUUACUCAGAAACAUCAACGUAUUACAUUGCCAGACAAAACAGCCGCUAUGGAUCAAAACCACUUAAUUGAGAUAAAGUGGUUUUGGUACUUAGAGUGUCCCUUUAAAGUGUCUUAUAUGUAUUAUCCACAUCACCUCAGAGUAUGUGUUUUGCAGCUGUUCACGAGGCCUGGCACCUCUUUCUUCAUCCUGUACUGUAUCACCUCUCUCUUUAUCCCGUACUGUAUAGUGACCGGGCCUAGCACCUCUCUCUUUAUCCCGUACUGUAUAGUGUCCGAGCCUAGCACCUCUCUCUUUAUCCUGUACUGUAUCGUGACCGGGCCUAGCACCUCUCUCUUUAUCCUGUACUGUAUAGUGACCGAACCUAGUACCUCUCUCUUUAUCAUGUACUGUAUCGUGACCGGGCCUAGCACCUCUCUUUAGCCUGUACUGUAUAGUGACCGAGCCUAGUAGCUCUCUCUUUAUCCCGUACUGUAUAGUGACCGGGCCUAGCACCUCUCUCUUCAUCCCGUACUGUAUAGUGACCGGGCCUAGCACCUCUCUCUUUAUCCCGUACUGUAUAGUGACCGAGCCUAGCACCUCUCUCUUCAUCCCGUACUGUAUAGUGACCGGGCCUAGCACCUCUCUCUUUAUCCCGUACUGUAUCGUGACCGGGCCUAGCACCUCUCUCUUUAUCCUGUACUGUAUAGUGACCGAGCCUAGCACCUCUCUCUUUAUCCCGUACUGUAUCGUGACCGGGCCUUGCACCUCUCUCUUUAUCCUGUACUGUAUAGUGACCAAGCCUAGUACCUCUCUCUUUAUCCUGGACUGUAUAGUGACUGGGCCUAGCACCUCUCUUUAUCCCAUACUGUAUAGUGACCGAGCCUAGCACCUCUCUCUUUAUCCCGUACUGUAUAAUGACCGGGCCUAGCACCUCUCUUUAUCCUGUACUGUAUAGUGACCGGGCCUAGCACCUCUCUCUUUAUCCUGUACUGGAUAGUGACUGGGCCUAGCACCUCUCUUUAUCCUGUACUGUAUAGUGACCGGGCCUAGCACCUCUCUCUUUUUUUUGUCAAUCAAAUUUUUAUUGAGAUAUAUCAAAGUGUUACAUGCAUAGACAUAGUACAAUAUUUAAAGAAAGUAUUGUGCAUUAAGGCAGUUUCAUUGUACACAUUAAAACGUAGCUUGUUGAUACUUGUUCAGGUUAAUCUUUUUAGCUACGUCUCAUCUCUUAUACUAGGUGGUAUAGUGAGUAGUAUAUGUUUUCCAUGCCUAAGUAAAUCAUCGGUUAGAUCGGGUGUCAAGUGUGUUUUCCCGAUGAGAGUAGGAACCCCUGCGAAAAAAUUGGAGUUGUGAGCCUCUGGGAUUGGUGAGACCUGGAUGCCCCUGUGUGUUGGGAUGACAGGGCAUCCGAUUUAAGGUUAAUGUAUGUAACUGUGUGCUACCCAACUUUCCUCUCCUCUCCCCUCCCCCCAACACCCUCCUCUACAGUCGUUAUUGUCAAAGCCGUACUGAAGGAAUUGUACGAUUGAGUAACUAUGUGCGGUGGGCUUUUCGUCUCUGUCUUCCGUUGCCUCGUGGGUUCUACGCUGUAAUUGUAGAGUGGGUUAAAGCCUCUGUGGUUAACCGUGGAGCGGGUUGUGCGUGUUUGAGAGCCCACCAUUUCUACAUCUAGGCCCCCACUGUGAGUAUCCCUCCCUUGUCUGUUUGGUAUCCUGUGGGACCCCGUAGGAUGGCGUGUGAGUCUUUCAUGGGCUGUGUGUACUCCUUCGUUGGCCCUGGCCCCGUUUCCCACCACCCUUUGGCUUAGUACCCAUUGUGUUGUAGCUCCUUGCGGUGCGAAUGACGGAGGUUGUACAGUCACUGGUUCCCCGUCUCAGUGCUAGGCGUUGGAGUUUGUUGUGCCAGUGGUGUCAGGUGUUGUGUAGGGCUGGGGUGGUCCCUGGUUUGUGUGCAACACUUUGUUUCUGGGCAGGGGAGACCUGAGUUUCUCUGAGUUAACACCCUGGGUCUUAUGCCUUGUCCGUCUGUAGUCCUGAGAGGGAGUUCCGCUUUCUUGGUUUAAGGUGUGUCAGUGUUAUGUCCGUCAGCGGUCUAGGUGGGUGGGGUCAGGGAUUAUUGUGUGUGCAGGGAAUUGUCCUCUUGUGCAUGUGUAUCCAGUCUGUGUUAGACCUCCGCCCCUGUCCGCCCCAGGGCACAUGCAGCCCCUCCACCCCCGCGCGGGCCCACCGCCGCAGCUCUCUUGGCCACAUAGUCCGCCCAUGGGUACCAGGUCAGCGCACACUUUUCCGCGCGUCCCUGCAAGGAGGCCGUCAUCUUUUCCAUGUUGUAGAUAUCUUCCACCCUAGCGAUCCAUUGCUCUAGAGAGGGUACUAUUGUGGUUUUCCUGGUGUACUAGUGUGUGGGGAUAAGUGUCUUAGCCGCCGUGAGCAGGUGUAUGGUGAGCCCUUUUUUGUAUGCUUUAAAUGGUGUGUGCGUAUGAUUGAGCAGCAUCGUCAGGGGUUGUAGCGGGAGUUCGGUGCCUGUGAUUUCCUCUAUUGUGCGGUUCAUCGUUCGCCAGUAUGGGACUAUAAGAGGGCAUGUCCACCAGAUGUGAUAGGCUGUACCUCUUUCGGUUCCGCAUCUCCAGCAGUCACCAGGAAUCUCGUCAUGGAUAUGUCGUAAGAUGUCCGGGGUCCUAUACCAGUGCGUCAGGAUUUUAUAAUUGCAUUCCUGGUAUUUUGAGCUUAUAGUUCCCUUGUGCGUCAGUUGGAAGAUUUUAUUCCAAUCUGUGUCCGUGAGCUCAGUCCCCGUUUCCCUUUCCCACCGCCUCGUGAAGCCCAAAGUGUCCUUAUCUCCACUAUUCGUUAGUGCGGUAUACAUAGUUGAUAUACGCCGUGUGAGAGGUGUUGCCUGGUCGUGCAUAAUUGUUCCAUGUACAGGAGGAGGCGGUGGACGUGAUCCUUCCCCUUGAUAGCGUUGUAGUAAGUUUUGAGCUGGUGGUAGUGGAAUUCAUCCAGUCUGGUUGGUCUGCGAUCCUGCAUCAGGUCUGUCAAGGGUUUAAGGUUCCGGCCGCUGCACCACUGGUGUAGGUAAACCCAAUCAGUCGCCUGGAAGUUUUUUAGAGCAGCUGGAUUUAGUCCGCCGGCUAGCUUAGGGUUGUUGGGUAUGGGUGUGAGCGGGUUGGGAGCCGUGGUGAUCUGCUUGGCUUAUCUUAUCCCGCACCAGACCCUAAGGGUGGCGUCUAUCAUUGGAUUGCCUGUGCUUAUUUCUCUGAGCGUAGCCUCUCCCAGCCACAGCAGGGCGGGGAUCUUCCCUUGUGCUUGUUGAAGCUCCAUGUCCACCCAUUGCUUAUUGUUAGGAUUGGCGUGCCAGUCUACCAGUCGAUGUAAAUGGGUCGCCUGGUAGUACAUGAGUGCGGACGGAAGUCCCAUACCUCCGUCACUCUUUGGUCGCUCCAAGAUCGUUCUCCGGACCUGGGUAGGCCUUUUGUUCCAUACAAACUGUCUAACAUUGGUCGUUAGCGUCUGGAAGAAGACUUGGGGGAUAGUGGAAGGCAGCGUCUGAAGUAAGUAUAGAAUGCGCGGCAUAAUACUCAUUUUUAUAGCGCUUAUGCGGCAAAACCACGAUAUGUACUUGCGUUUUAAGUCCUGUUGUAGCGUUACAAGGAGAGGAGCGAAAUUCAGUUGGUAGAUUGGCGAGAGAUCUUUCAGCAACCAAACGCCGAGGUAUCGGAGCUUUGUUGUGCAGAUUUUGAACGUGAAGUGUGCUUCGAAGUGCCGUGUUAGGACCGUGUCCUGUGCCACCGGCAUCGCCUCCGACAUCUCUAAGUUAAGUUUCAAGUUAGAGACUUUGCUAUAUUGUUUAAACGCCGCUAGCAGGUUCAGGGUCAAAAUUCUGGGCUGUUGCAGGAAGAAGAGCAUGUCGUCCGCGUAUGCCGCAACUUGAUGUUCCGCCCCGCCCAGGCGGGUGCCAUUGUGGAUGCUGAAUGGUUUUGUCAAAGCUCCGUUGACCCGUAUGCGUGCCGUUGGUGUCGUGUACAGUGCGGCCACCCAUGUUCGCAUGUGGGUACCGAAACCCAUGUGGCGCAGCGUCUCCGAGAGGAAGGCCCAGGCCACCCGGUCAAACGCUUUUUUGGCGUCUGUCGACAGGAGCACCACCUCCCGUUUACCGGUCUUGGCCGAGUGUAUUACAUUGAGGGCUCUGAUGGUGUUGUCCCUCUCCUCCCUCCCAGGUAUGAAACCGACUUGGUCAGGGUGUACCAGGUCGGGUAGAGCUUGGGUGAGCCGUAGCGCCAUUGCCUUAAUGAAUAUCUUCAGGUCCGCAUUCAGUAAUGAAAUUGGGGGGUAGCUGGCACAAUUCUUUACCCUCUUUUGGGAGGACAGUGAUUAUGGCCGUCAAGGUGUCCAUAGGGAAGUGGCCCCCCGUUUGGAUUGAGUUGAGGCCCGUGAAGAGUCUCGGUAAAAGGAUGUCCUUGAAUGUGCGGUGGUAUGAUAGCGGUAGCCCAUCCGGGCCUGGUGCCCGAUGUGGCUUUGAGACUUUCAUGGCACCGGCCAGUUCUUCGAUCGUCAGAGGUUGGUCAAGUUCCGCUGCCUGUUCCAGGGUGAGUUUUCUGGCCACAUGGCUUUCAAGGUAUGUCCGGACUCGGUCCCUGUGGCGCUGCUCCGCAGGACCCUCCCGAGCUCAUGCCUGCGCAUAAAGUGCCGCGUAGUAUUCUUGGAAGGCCUCGAAGAUGCCCUCAGGUAGGCGUGUGACUUCUCCCUCCCGUGCGUGUAUUUUGUGGAUGUGUUGUGAGCACCUCUCUCUUUACCCUGUACUGUAUAGUAACCGGGCCUUGCACCUCUCUCUUCAUCCUUUACUGUAUAGUGACCUGGCCUAGCACAUCUCUCUUCAUCCUGUACUGUAUAGUGACCUGGCCUAGCACCUCUCUUUUUAUCCUGUACUGUAUAGUACAGGAGGACUUCUCUCUUUAUCCUGUACUGUAUAGUGACUGGGCCUGGCACUCUUUCUUCAUCCUGUACUGUAUAGUGACCACACAUGGCACCUCUCUCUGUAUCGCUUGCCUUCCCAAACCGUACCGUGUGUAGGGUCUCUGUUAGAAAUGUUGCUUGUGAUCAACCAGUAAUGCACACUGAUCAAGGCGUAGAACAACUGAUAACGACAUUCCUUAGUUUUUUCUUAUUUUUACUUUGUUUAUUAAACUGUAUACAGUUAUGUAGAGUAACUUGCACUCCAUUGUCCUGACCUAUUUGCCCCCUCUGUGUGAUAUUUAGAAAGACGUCUUUAUGGCUCCGUAGAAGCUGUCACACCCUGUACCACCCUGGUAACCCCAUGCUCCGCGCUAAUGUGGGGGCUGUCUUAGUUACUAUGUGUAAAGAAGGGAGGUUAGGGGGAGAUUAAGGUUAGGGGAUGUUGAGGUAGGUUUAUUAUGGUUAGAGUAAGCUUAGGAAUGAGGGCAGCUUUGAGGUAGAGGGAUGUUAAGGUAAGGUUAGACAUGGGAUUUAGGGGACCAUAGUGUUGGGGACGAACAGUAAAGGUUGUACAUGCCUUUAAAAUGUGGUUAACAUUUCUUUCUAUGAUAAGCUUUACAGUCCGCAGCAAAUUAAAGGCUAACACCCCCUGACCAUCAGUCCGCCUUAUUCCUCAUAACCUUGAAUACCUCUCUAAUCUAAACAACCCUUACAGUUAAGUCACAAGAUACACGCUGUAGCCCAUGUUAUGCCAGCUUCCGAUACGGCUGUAUAGCAGGGCUGGUGAUGAUGCCUAAAGUUAUAAACAGCUCAUGAUUGUGAGCAGGAGGCCAGCUAGACAAUGUACAGCUACCUGACUCCUAGAGAUUCACAUGAGUUCAGAAUGUAUUUAUGAUGUAUUUCACUUUCAUCUUUCAGCCAUCUUGGGAAUGUACACAUUGAUGAGUAACAAGCAAUACUACGAUGCAAUCACAACUGGAAUCAUCAUAAACAAAGAGGGCAUCAACAGUAAGUGCAACAUGUGAGGGUCUGAGUGUGCACUCAAUGGAGUGUACGUCACUUAUAAACGGUGUGUUCUACCUGUAUUAUUUAGAACAGCUAUUCAUUACCUGCUAGGGAUGAUGGGAUUUUCUUUGUGCCACUGAGCCACGUUACAGCCACAUCAGGAAUGUGUGAACUCAUGGUGUUAUCUUUAAACCGUCUGCUGCUGAUCCAAAACCCAAAUUGAAGUAAUCCAAAUGUAAUUUACAAAAAAUGAUGGAAAAUAAUUAUUAUGGAGUUAGGUGGCAACUAGGUUUCUUGGUGGAAUCAACAAACUGGAUACAAUACAUGUUAUAGCUCUGAAAGUCCUGGUUUUUAAUGCAUCGUUAUUGGGAGCGUUCAGCGUCUUGUAUGACAUGGAGAUGCCGAAUGUCGGUCCUGUAACCAGAAAGCGCCUCUGGGAGCUGUUUAAGAUACAGCCACUAGCGGUAGCUCUAGGCAGCAAUGAAAACACUGCCUUCUCUAAGAAAAAGCAAUGUUUGCAUUAAAGGGACUACAGGAGCCGACUCUGCACCAUAACCACAGCAUUGAGGAAGGCAGCUUCCUCUGACAGUGCGGAUUGUUCUUAUGGCAAGGCGGUGUUAUCCAGCAGAAAUAUCUGUUAAUGGGGGUGAUAGAAUCCAUCAGCUGCUAGGAAUUUCAUUGGUAAAUGUUUGGUUUAUAUUUUCGCCCAAGUGAAAUGCAGGCCACGGUAUCUCCGUCUCUCAUGGGAAAGGGUUUUUAGUUUGUAAUGCAUUUAAUAGCUUUAGCUUUAGUUUUUAAACCGAGUCAUACAGUAAGAUUCAGAGUCACUCACACACUAGUCUAGUCUCCCUUGCAGGCACCGCCCGGCAAUGUGUCUCCCAUUAAAUGAAUGCAUUAUUGAUGUAUUUGAAUGACAUUGGCCACAUGAAUGAGAAUGUCAUGGUAGACCAGGAGCAUGGGAUAUGGGUAGGCAAGGGAUGCCCUGCUGUGGCUCCCUCUGAAUAUUUGUCAUUAAUAGACAUGCCCUGUCUGUUAGAUCGCCCAGUCCUCUGUUCUCUAACCUUUGGCUCAACAUAUGUUGUGUCCUAUGUUUCCCCUGAUCCUUAGCCAGCUAUCACUGCCAUACCGGAAUCUGAAUAUGUAUGAUAUAGCUUGGUAUUAUAUAUGGCCGUUAUACCAUUUCUCUGUUUAUAAAUCCUUUCCUGUAGGUGUGGUCAAGCCAGACUCAUAUAAACCAGUGCCAGACGAACCCCCCAACCCAACCAAUGUGGAGGAAACUCUGCAGAAAAUCAAGAGUAACGCUGCCGACUUGGAGGAAGUUAAUCUGAAUAAUAUCAAGGUAAUGGCAGUAUUAAAUAUCUCCUAGUUUUAUACCGUGUGUACCUUUCAUUUUAUACAUAUAGCCUAUACAGUGUAUAUAUCUCACACCUAUGAUAUACUCUGUAUCUAUUACAGAUUAUUCCAUACAGUGUGUGUAUUAAAGCUCCACAUAUUAUAUAUCUUACUUACAGUAUCUCUGAUAUACACUGUAUCUAUUACAAAUCAUUCCAUACAGUGUAUAUUAUAUCUCCACAUAUUAUAUAUCUUACUUAGAAACAUAGAAUGUGACGGCAGAUAAGAACCAUUCGGCCCAUCUAGUCUGCCCAAUUCUUUCUAAAUACUUUCAUUAGUCCCUGGCCUUAUCUUAUAGUUAGGAUAGCCUUAUGCCUAUCCCACGCAUGCUUAAACUCCUUCACUCUGUUAACCUCUACCACUUCAGCUGGAAGGCUAUUCCAUGCAUCCACUACCCUCUCAGUAAAGUAAUACUUCCUGAUAUUAUUUUUAAACCUUUGUCCCUCUAAUUUAAGACUUACAGUUUCUCUGAUUUACACUGUAUCUAUUACAGGUCAUUCCAUACACUGUGGAGCUCCUAUCUCCCUAUAGAGUAUCACACCUUCUGCUCAUGUUAUACAGCACAUAAUAUACCUCUUCUUAAUGUUAUACAAUGUGUAUUCCAUAUUCCAUUCUGUUCUCUUACUUCUUUACAGGACAUUCCCAUUCCUACACUGAAAGAACUCUUUGAAGGUAUGAAAUCUAACAGCCACGUAAAGAAGCUCAGUUUAGUUGCCACUCGCAGCAACGACCCAGUGGCCUAUGUAAGUAUUUUUGCUGUUCUAAGUGUUUAUCUGCCAGUGGAAGGGAGGGUAUCUGAUGCCUAAAUUCCAGCUUUGGUUCCAUUGCACACAGCGUCCAGGUGUCCGUUGGGUCAGAGUAUGGCUUACUCUGCAUUAUUGCACAGAAUGCCAGGUUUAUCAUCUUGUUAUACAUUAUUAUUACUUAUUUAUAAAGCGCCAACACACCCGCAGCGCUUUACAUGGAUGUAAUUGGUACAAUACAUUGCAAAUAAUACAACAUUUGACAAACAAAUAGUUUAGGGCCAUAUGCCCAUGGGAAUUCCCAGCAUGAUAGAUCAGAGGAGUGGGAGACAGAAGGCGACUGACACUCUGUGUGGUGUGACAUAUUGUGAGUUGUAAUCUAGACAUUGUUUGACUUUGUAUCUUCAGGCCGUGGCCGAGAUGCUGAAGGAGAACAAAACAUUACAGAGUCUGAAUAUUGAGUCUAACUUUAUCUCCAGCGCUGGGAUGUUGGCUGUAAUCAAAGCCAUGAAAAGUAACUCCACACUGACUGAACUCCGAGUAGACAACCAGGUAAGGCAUCCACAGUGUCCUCACCUGUACACUCAGUAUAUACUGUCUGUCUGAGAGCUCUCCCUCCGUCCCAUCAUGGAGAUUAUGCUUUGAUAAGGAGUAUGUGCACUGCAGCAUGAAACGCGUUGGCCAUUUUAAUAUAUUUUUUUUACUUUUCUAUCUGGAGUUGGUGGAUUUUAUUUAAUGGAAACUUAUAACGGCUAUAGUGCGUCUUUUUACCUUUUUCACACUGCAAUCACUCAUGGUAUUACCCGGCCCCACAUCUCCUCUAUUUAUCACGCAGUUUCUUUUGCAUCCUUUAUACGUGUCCAAUGUCCUCCAGGGUAACAGUCUUUCUGAUCUCUAUUUUUACAGCAUCAGAACCUGGGAGACACAGUAGAAAUGGAGAUGGCCUCAAUGCUGGAGAACUGCCCCUCAAUCAUACGAUUUGGGUACCAGUUCACACGACAGGGACCAAGAGCUCGGGCUUCCACAGCCAUCACUAGGAACCUAGAAAUGUGUAAGUGUCUUUUUAUCUCUGUAAAUACCGUGAAUUGUAACAAAUAGCAUGUGUCAAGGCACAUACAGAAACAUGCAAUAGAACAGUAUAACCAUGGAUAAAUUGAAUGGCAUACAACUGAGUGCAACAUGCCAAAUGCAUAAAAAUGAAUGAACUGCAUGGAGACUUAGCAUACUCUGAGACCAAGGGUAAAGGAAAAUAAAACGGAAUCUGUAGGCAGCCUCAUGGUUGUAUAAGUGGGGACUCAAAUCCAUUGCCAAAUAACCCUUCAUAUUAUCAAGGAGCCUGGAGUCUAGUGGGGAUUUCUGCGUAAGAAUCUGUCAAUGUGCCUUUUUGUCAGACCUAGAUUGUCAUAGUGCCUGAGUUUCUCAAUAAAGGCCAGCGUUGGAGGAGGACUCCCAUGACUCCACUUGGAUGUACUUUAACCUAGCAAGGGUUGGGUAUGUGGUACUCUGAUAUGGUCGGGCUACUGCUCAAGACUGAAACCAUCUUGUAGAGGCAGAGGUGUUGCUAGUGAGGUUAGGUGACCUUUUGCUUGGGAGGGAGAUAGGCGCUCCACCCCGUGUGCUGUAUACAGAGUGCCAGACAGAAUUAAAGACAAACUGAGGUGCCUAUAUCCGCUUGGUUAAUCUGUGUGACUCUCUUUCUUGACAGGUCGUAAACAGAAGAAAGUGUAA
Messenger RNA from Pelobates cultripes (western spadefoot toad), 52454 nucleotides. The record is from the annotation of a GenBank genome assembly. NCBI's taxonomy places the organism in Eukaryota, Metazoa, Chordata, Amphibia, Anura, Pelobatidae.